AUGAACGGACGAGCUAGUCGAUCGGAUCGCAACGCCCGUAACGGUGCUGAGUGCACGCGCGUAUGCACGGGUGACCGGACACGAAAAGUACGCGCCGUCCGGUGCCGUGCCGUCCGCGGGAAAAAAAUCAAAUAUAGCCGGCGGGGCCGGUCGCCGUCUGCGGGAAAAGCCGAGCAGGCCCCGGCGUUUCCGGUGUCGCCAUCUCUUUCCUCGCGGACGACCGGGGAGCUUCUCGCGCCCGCGCCAUCUUUUCCGGGGGCGCCGCCGCGGCACUCCGCGGUCCGGCCGGCCGCACAGAUGGCGCCAGCCGAUACAAUAAUACCGCGCCGGGUGACCGCGAGACGCGUUCACGGUCCGGCGGGUUCCCCACCACCGCCGGGCGCGACGGCGGCGGCGGCGGCGGCGGGCCGACCGACCGACGUCGUUCGGGAGGCGGUCGGCGGUGUGCGCCGCUAUAACCCGUUAGUAGACGAUGUAGAUCAGAUGUUCGUGCACCGUCAACGCUGUUGCUGUCGCCGUCGCUUUACGCAGUUGUUUUCGCGCGUGUAAUAACAACAAUACCACCGCGGUGGCCGGACAGUCCGAAUUUCCCCGUAAACCGCGUUCGACAGUAUCGUAAAUAACACCGGUGACCGCGGCGAACGCAGUGGAUAAAUACCGUAAUAGUAUCGCGCUUUCCCCCUCGCCGACCCCUUCGCACCAAUACCGUCCCCNCCCUCCCCCCGACCGACCGAGUUUUCAUCCCGAGCGCAUAACGCGCGGUCCGCGCACGCGAACGCCCGGCGCCGCGGUUUUCCCGCACGGAAUCACCUGCGCCCGCGAUACUUUCCGAAGGAUAAGCGGACACGGAUCGCGGCGUCAUGCCGGUAGACUCGUCGUGAACGCGGCGGGAACAUCGCGCCAGUACGAGCCGCAGCCGGACGCGACAAACGCCGAACGGGUAAGUUAACCGCGAAUAAAUAAAGUUAACCAACGAUAACCGCGAAUAGCGAUAGCAAAAGGGUACCGCGACAGAGCGUACAAGUCCGAGUCCGAGUCCGCCCCUCCCUUAUUUAUCGUCCACCCCCCCGGCACGGCAAUUACGCAACCGACUGUAUCGAUUUUUCGUAACCCAACACGCCUGCCCCGCGGUGCCGGUGUUGCGGCUGUUACCGUCGUGUCGCGUGCCGUUGCGGAUUACCUGGCCGUGUGCGCAUCACCUGCCGCCGUUUAUCCGGUUACCGCGACCGUGACUUUUCUAUUUUUUUUUUUUUUUCUAAUUCGUAUAAUUUUAUUACGAUUCCGACGUUCGGCGCACAAUAAUUUCGGCCCGUAUCAGCUGCCCCUGUGCCCCGUUCCACCCGCACCCCGCUACCCGUCAAAUCGAUCGUCCGAUAAGAGAGUUCCGGUUAUCGCGCGCGCUCUGAAACCUCCAUAACGUCCGUAUACUUCAAGCGUUUUUGAACAGUAAAUACCGUAGCGUGUUCGACGUAGAUACGCGACUUGGCGAUUUUCUUAAUCCGCGUAAAUACGUUAUCCGCCACCAGCGGCGGACCCGGAGGGAGCGAUCGCCCCUCCCCCCACCUGUUCGCUAACCAAUGUGCUCUUAGCUACAUUAUACUUUUAGCUCAAUUCGUCAUUGAGUUCGCCAUAAACGCGCGUCUUAUACGCACUUUCGCCCCCUCCCUCCUGUUAUCUCGUCCUAGACCCGCCCCUGUUAUCCGUUAUCCUUUAGCCUUUUAGUUCAAAACUCACGGUUUACGAUCGGUACAAUAAUUAAAAAAAAAAUCUCGGCUGCAUUAUGCUCGCGGUGCAGAUAAAAAAAAAAAAAAAAAAACAGCUGUUGUUGAAAUUCUCACCCGUAUCCGACUACAUCGAAUAUUAUAUGCAAUAAUAACGGGCGCGUUUUGGUGAUGCAGUUUUGAGCGACUGCGUUCGAUCGCUACGGUUAAACGGACAAACCGUUUUGGCGAUAUCGUUCACCGCGAUUUUCCAAUAACCGAGUGCGCAUCGUUGGCGGAAAUCGGGGUCUAAGGGGCCUUAGCCCGGUAAAAACGCACGAGCAAAGAAAUCGGUCCUCUUCCGAUGACUGUAAUUCCUAAUUUAAGGGGGGGGGCUAUUUCAUUGUUUAUUCGUUUUAAGCAGGGCUCCGACCGCUCGAGCCCCUCCCCCCCCUCCUUCGCCGUCGCAAUAUCCGCCAAUGGCAAUGCACUUGUCGACACCCGGAAUCGCCGGACAAUAAUCGAAAACCGCGUUAACCGUGUUCCGCGAUACCGGACUUUCGGUCGGCGAAAUACCGUAAAGCAAACGAAACCUUUUUUUUCGGCGCCGCAGUUAGUUACAAACCGCUAAAAUACGGAUGUGUUUUUAUCGUACAAAAAAAAAACAAAAAAACAAAACGGUUUUCCUAGUUUGAAACCGGGCGGCCUAACCGGACCCAGCCAGAUGGAGGGGGGUAGGGCGGUGGGGGUCCCGCGAUCCGAUUUCCGAGGCCGACGAUUGUGUACGCGCGACCGUCGCGAUAUUUGUUCAUUUUCGCGCCGCCGGCCGCCGGCCAACAGGUCGGGCGUGUCGCGGCCGAGCCUGUUAAACUGAACGGCAUCGCCGUUGUGACGGUACCACCAACGUUUCGGCCCGGCGACAACGCGACAAUGUCGUUGCUGGUCCCUUUCGGGCGUGUCGCGGACCGCUCGACGACUUUGCCGCCAUUUCGACGGGCGACUGUCGGGUCCCGGAUCGGCCGCGGCUUUUAGACGCCGGACCUGUUCCGGCGCGUUCGUUUUCCGCGCCCGGCGCCGUGCUCAGUCUUACGGGAGAUGGCGCGGGAGGGUUGGAAGCGCUAACGUUGUUAUACACGACCUCAGAACUCUACGCUGUCCGUCUAGCCGUGAAGUGUUUUUGUGCCCGAUGACGCGUUUCCAUAGCGACGUUGAAUUCCGUGUGCGUAGCGAAUACCCACGCGGAUCAAUUUACGGGGGGCGAUCCCCUUCGCUCCCCCCCCUCCAUCUCCCCCAUCAAAUACGCCACUUUCUGUAACGCGCGAAACUCCGUCCGUUUUGCGUUCAAAAUGCACGCGAACGAAAUACGUGUUUUAUUUAAAUCGGCUUUUUUUUUUUUUUCAAAGUUAUGGCCGUAUUUCCAAUGAACUUGAACUACAAGAUUAUUUUGAUUCCGAUUCCAAAUGUUACACAUUGAGAGUUUGAAAACAUAAUUUAUGCGUCCUUGUUAGAAACGCAGAGACGACCAAUUCUCCCGCUAAAUUAAAUAGUACGCACUUCAAUCCGCUGUAAUAUUUUAUAAAACCGCCGAGUAAAAGUUUAUAGCAAAAUAAACUUUUCAUAAACCCGGGUUCGCGUGUUACACAUAUGAACUUGAACUAAGCAAGUUCAUAAAAAAAAAAAAAAAAUGGACUUUACAAGGUCUUGUUACGCGUUUGAAUAUCAAGUCCGGUGAACGAUAUUUAAUAUUAAAAAUACGAAGCAUAUUAAGUGUAGGUAGGUAAAACCAGGUAAAAAAAUGAAAGAAAAACCGGCAGCGAUAAAAGAACGAUUUUUACGGGAGCGGAUAAUGGCUGAGCAACGGAAAAAGCCGAAAACGCACUAUACGCACAUUACGGGGAGGUAUUAAGGGGCGGGUAAUUUAAAGACCUAACGUAACGAUACAUCGUUGCAUUCAAAUGACGGUUCCGAGCGGAACAAUGUUUCAUAGUGUUAGUCGUGAUUUCGCCGCGUGCGGUCCAGGCGACCCGGGGAAAAUCGACAAAACUAAACCGACGUCGGCGUAUUUUGUUUUCACUCCGUACACCGCGGUGUUGAACCCUGGGCCGUUGGCCAACAACCUCCCACGGCGGUGUCUCGUAACGCGAACCGUUCCGGUAGGCUUACGGGGCUGGACACCAAACGAUCGUUCUGUUAUUGUCGGCGUUCGAAUCCGAUAAUCCGGAUUUGAACGGUACGCGGAACGACAACGGACGGAACGAGAAAAAUUCGCCGCGGACACGGCGACGGAAUCCGACCGUUUCCAACGGUUCCGCCGUUAAAAAAAAAAAAAACCGUCUUACGCGUAUAAUUACGAGCGGUUUGACGAGAAACCCGCUCCGAUCCGAUAUAAUUAUUAAAGAGAAGACGAGGGGAUAAUAAUCGAACGUACAGGAAUGGGUGUGACAGCGACGUUCGUUUCGAGAUUCCGAUUAUUAGGUACGUUUUCAAUUAUUAUUAUUAUUAUUACUGUUUCCAUUAUUAUUACCAUUACGGGUGGAUAUUCUUUUCUCGCGGAAACACGUACCGGUACCAUUGCCAUUAUAACGGUUACGUAACCGGUAAUUUGUUUUUCGGAAUUAAAAUAUAAAUUUCGUACACGUUGAAAAGUCCGUUUUCUGUGUUUCGAAUUGUACGGCGUUUACCUGGAACGAAAAUCAAAAAACGAAAAAAUGUAUAAAAAAAAAAAAAAAAUAAAUAAAUAAAUAGCCGAACACACUUUUGCGGGCGGACGUCGUUUUCGGAACGGGUACCAAUAACGUAAUAUAUAAAGCGGUGUUGGUAAUAUGUAUCUUGUUCGUUUAUCUGCUAUACACGGUUCUGUUCUGAACGCUGGAGCAGUCGCGAGUUUUUUUUCGUUGUCAUCAAUAAGGUAACCCAGAAACCUAGAAAAAAAAAAAACAAAAACAAAAACGGACCUAGGUCGUGAACUGUUGAAAAUUUCGAUAAAAUACCGUCGGCCGGAAAUUUUUCGAGUACCGCGCGAAAAAAUCAGAACAUUUUUAGAAAACGGUUUUCCAGAGGUGCGUAAAAAUAUAUUUUUUUUUGGAAAACCUGUCGAGAAUUUCGAAAUAUUUUUCAAAUAAAGUAUCGUCGGACGACCGACCCGCGUCUUUCGAGGUGUACGGCUUUGUUUGUUAACCGUAAAUGUUUGUCUGGACCUAUAUAAAGUAACCUAACCAUACCUAGCCCCGAUUAAUAAUAUUAUUACGACGUGACCGGGCGUAGUAAAUGCCCGCAAACCCAACUAUCAUGUAACAAAGUGAUAUUGAAUCCGACGUAUUAUUUUAUACGCUACUAAAGCUGAUGAUCGCUACAUAACCGUACGAUUUCUAGAGAAUCGAUUGAAACACCGUUCGCAAUGCCACGUGAGCGGCCGGUUUUUUUAUUAUUAUUAUUUUUUUUUUUUUUUUUUUUUUUUUUAGAUGAGUUAGAUAUUACCCGCGUGUAUAAUAACACAAGCGGAGACGGACUACUGUUAUAGCCAACAUACCUGUGACAUCAUCUCCGCGCGAUAAUACAAAAUAAUCAUUGCACACAGUUCUGCGUGAAAUCUCGUCGUACGCAUCCGCGAUGGAAGAACGCCAAUAUUAUAAACGGGAUAUCACCCGGGGUACACGUAGAUAACGGCCCGUGCGAUCUGUGCGGUCAACGAUAUUUUACGUACACGCGAACAUUGGUUAUCGCGUCGAUUUUUGAACGAAACGAGAAAGAAAAAAUCGAGUUUUUGGGCCCGUUACGGUUUGGAGAGAGAAAAAAAAAAACCCCCCAUUAAUUUCACGAUACAAAUAAUUGUCGCGUGACGUAAUAAUAACGAGUGAGUAACGACAACAAUUGGCGAGGACAUUGUCGGCAGUCGCAACGGCGUAGGUAUAAUAUCAUAGCGGUGAACAGAGGACUACUAAUGUGUAUCGGUUCGAAACAACAUCAAUCGUCCGGGAGCGGGCUGAAAAAUCGGAUUUUCGGACAGAAUAACACGGACGUUAAAUCCGUCUAUUAAUAAUGUUUUCCAUUAGAUUAUCGCGACCUUGCGUGUCGAUCAUCGGGGAGAGAGAAAAAAAAAAAACCUUCGAUCCUUGUAUAGUUAAUAAUUAUUGCGACGGUAUUAUUAUUAUUAUUAUUUAUUUAUUUUUUUUUUUUUCCAUAACCCAAAGUCGGUCGAAACCUCCGCUCGAGCUGCGACAACAAUACGGCUGCGCGCAGGUGACAUUGUAUGCCCGUACGGGCAACACGGUGAAUAUUUUUACACCGUACUCGAUAUCGUAAACCCUGCCGGUCUCCGUGCGAAAUAAUAAUUUGUCGAAACAAUAUAGCGCGUGUAGGCCGCAGUUUGGAAAAAAAAACCCCGUAAAUAACAAUGAAAAAUUGCAUUAACAAACGCGCGAUUUCUUUUUAUUGCGACAAUAAUCGUUAUCGAUAAGGUACUUAAUUUAUCCGAGACUGUGCGCGGCCGCAGAGCGCCGCGUGGUGUACUUUUUUCGAAAUUCGUUUUCAAGAAUAUUUGAAAAAUCAGGCCGUUUUAAAAUUUAAUAUUUCCGUUAAUUUUUGUCGUCAUAAUUUUCGGGCAUGAAACGACUACCAACUUUUGAUUUUCAAAUUACAACCCAUUUUAAAAAUUCCAUAAAUAGAUUAAGUAAUAGUUAAAAUAGAUUUUGGCGUUUAAAUUUGUAAUUUUUCGUCAAUCCGUGGACGAGAUAUUCCACUUUAUGUUUUGGUCGGGGGAGAGUAAUGGAGCAUCAUUUGUGUGGCGGCGCAGCGCGCGGAGUUUUAAGAAUGUACCACUACUCUUCCCCGAACCAAACUUAAAAAUGGAAUAUCUCGUCAACAAAUUAACGGAAAUUAAAAAUUUAAACACCAAAUUUUAAUCACUUCUCUAUUUACUUAUGGAAUUUGUAAUAUAGGUUGCUAUUUAAAAAUUAAAAUUAGAUAGUACUUUCACCCCCAAAAAUUAGAGUGACAAAAAAUAAAAUAAAUGUAAAAUUCCAGAGCUGCUUGUUUCUAAAAUUGUCUAAAAAACAAAUGUCGAAAAAAUUCGAUACUUUUCAAGAGAUGAUAAUUGAUGAUCUUGUAUUUAAAGGAUAACGUCCGUAACCGAAGAAUGCAGAAGACGAAGGGAAAACAGAGAGCUAUAUACAAAUAAAAUUUGAAGUAAACAAUUAUAUUUUAGAGAUCAUUGAUAAAAAAAAAAAAAAUAUCUACGGGCUAGAAAUAAAACCAAAACCUACACUAUGUGGACAGUGCUGCAGGGGCAGAGUAGCGAUCAUCAGGAAAUCCGAGAUUAUCACGAAAAGGCUAGUAAAAAAAAAAUAGAAGUCGAACAUUUAGGCGAUGGACUGAAUAAAGACGAUUUUGGCGACGGAUAUAAAGAUGACUAAUGGUGGAUAAGUAUGAGACGGGACAGGCCUAAUAUUAGACAAACGUAAAUAAUAACUCAGAACCGGUUUAUUUUAGAGUGGUUCUCAAAAGUUUUAUAUUCGAGUACCUACCGUCUAAAUAUUUUGCAAAUUUUCACGUACCGCUUGAUAGCAUUUUUUUCACUUAUCAAAAAAACUUAAACGUUAUUAUAUAUAGGUAUUUACUAGUUGUAUACAAUUUAAGAAAAUAUUAUAAAAAUACAAGCAUAAUUCAUUGCACAACAAGUAAAAUAAUAAUUUCAUUUCAUUUUUUUUUUUUUUCUUUAAAACGAUAUUUCCUACUCUUACCACCUAUAUGACCUUUCCCGUUUUUUAUACCACUGAUCUAGAACCGCCGAUCUAUAUAAUAUAUAAUAUAAUCUAGUGACAUCAUCGUAAGAAAAUUCUCAUGAAGCUAAUUAGCAUUUCCUUAUUAUGGUCUAUGGAGUGCCUAUAAAUAGUAGUAUUAGGUAAAUAUAGUAUUUUUUUUUUCUUGACAAAUUACGCGUAUCCAUUUUAGCGGUACACUCGAAAUUUUCAAAAGUAUAGACUUUUUUCGAGCAUUUUUAUUUUUAUAAUAAUCCAAGAAACACGCAGCUCUAAAAAGCUACGUUAAUAUUAUUUGUUGAGGUUGAAACUACUACGCACUUUUGGUUUUUAAAUGACAACCUAUAUUAAACACUGAUAGUGCACCACUACUCUUCCCUUACUCAAACUUAAAAGUAGAAAAUCUCGUCAACGGUUCGGCGGAAAUCGAAAAUUUCAACGCUGGCACGUAUCUGAACUAAUACCCCGUCUAUUUAUUUUAUUGUUUAACGUGUAUUUCCAUUUGGAAAUCAAAAUUAGGCAUUCUUUUCAUCCGCAAAAAUAUCGGUGACAGAAAUUAAUAUGCGUUUUAGAGCUGCUGUUGUUUCUUAAAAUGUUCAAAACAAAAUUCUGUUACAAAAAAGUCAACACUUUUUCCGUAAAUCGAUCACACUGUAUGCGUAGGGACGCCAUCGUUAGAAUACGCUCUCGUAAAACGAAUUCGCGUUUCCUUAUUGCCGAGUGCCCGCGAUAGGUAAUGAAUUUUUUUUUUUUUUUUUUUUUUAAACCCAGACGGCAUACUCGUAUAUCACGCCUAUAUAAUAAUGUUACAUGCGUAGCGGCCGUCCUUCGCACGUGUGAAAUGUGUCGCGUAAAAUUUGGGUUAACGAACGUGUGCGCGUCUAUAGGUUGUACACGAUAAUAUUAUAUUGUAUUCGUUCUUAUCGCGUUCUCGUCGGGUGUAAUUAAAAGUAUCCGGCUUAAACGGUUACCGUAAUGUUUUAUGGCCGCGGCUAUUGUCGUGCAUUACGUGACGUAACUGGCCCGCGUAGCGGUUCGAUUAUUACGAUACGUAGGCAGUUAACGUUUACGACGCGACCAUAGGUAGUUGCUGGGUAGCUGGGAACGCGUGACAGAGGUACCCUGCACCGCCCGCGCUUACUUACUUACUUACUUACAUACUUACUUACCCACACGCUUGUCGGAUUAACGGCCGAGGCGUGACGAAGCCUAAAGUUCCCGUAAAGCCGCUGUGAAAAUUCCGCGCACCACGGGUCCGCGGGAUCGGGAUUAGUGUUUUUUUUUUUUUUUUAUUUCAGAUUACGAGUACAAUAAUUUUACAAAAUAUUUCAACACCCUGUCUCGGAAAACGCCUUUUACGGUUAGAUCCGAGUUUUACCGCGCAGUAACAGGCCUACCUCAUCACGACGAGAUGUCGGAUUUGAAACAUUCGUCGACGUCCUAAGCAGUUCGCUUCCAAUGUAUUUUUUGUUGUUUUAUUUCCGUCGAUUACCGGGCUGCAUCGGAAACAAUUGGAAUAAUACACGAUUUAUGUACUACUUUUGCUCGGAAUCGUUUUAUUCGAUCGCAUUUAUCGUUGUUUACAGUUUAUAUUCUGAAUUGCCCUGUACGCCCAGCAACUUAAAACUCGUGGGUGUGGUAUCGACUUUUUUUCUAACCUAUAGAUAAAAAUAAAGACGAUGUCACUAAAAUUCAUCUAGACGAGAUAACUACAAUUUAAAUAACCGAAUAUGAAUUUUAGUUUAUUCGGGUAUGAAAAAUAGACGAUAAUAACAACAUUGUAUACAUUUCAAAACAAUAAAUCUUUACUUUUUUGUUUUUACAACAUAAAUACCUAAGUGAAAAUUAAUUAAAAUAAUAAUUUUCGUCAUGAAAAAAUAUUCGAAUGCUUUUGUUAUAGUAACGUUUUGCUUUUUUUACACUAGGGCCUUCGCGUGCACUAACUAUUGUUAUUCCUUAUCGUAAAAAUUAACGUUGAAAGAAACUAAAAAUACAGACAAAACGUGGAAAGUAUACCUAAACACGUUGUUCAAAUUAAUUACUCGUUAAGACCGAAGUUUAUUUUUUUCUCGACGUUGAAAAUAUUUCCUACGUUACCGCGAUAGUGCACCAAGACAUAACGGGUUAAUGGUAUUUUAAACUAUGUAUAAUUAUGUAUACUACAGUACAAUUUAGCAUAUAUUUCGCGAGUGAAAUAAUUGAAUAAAACAAAUGUUUGUACUUUGUACAGCAAAAAUAUACACAUGUCUUCGAAAAUCGUAUGAAUUUACAUGUUUCUACAUAAGACGACGUUAAUUGGCAUUCGACAUAAUGUUUCGAAAAAUAACCUUUAUUUUCGACUUUUUCUUCUUCUUCGUUAGCUUUUAACAGCACAUCAGCACGAUUGCCGUCUCUAUUUAUAUGUUUUAUUAUUUCCAAACGGUAUUUACCCCUUAUUUUCUUCGGGUCAAUUUCAAUUCCGACCAACCUCUUUUUUACCAGUCGGUCUUCACAUUAUGUAACCGCUCCGAUUUCGUAUUAUUAUUACAUAAUUAUUUUUUAUCUAGGUAAAUGUUUUAUUUAUUGUCUCUCGUCUCAAUCUAUAGAUAUGUUUAAAGUUAUCUUUAUACAACCGUCCGUUUCUAGACAGGGUAUUGAUUGAUUUCCAUGGCAGUUUCCAUGAUACCGUCGGGAAAAACCGGAAAAAGACGAAAAAUGAAAACUGGAAAUUUAUGACGUUUGAAUUCCUUUAUUUUACAUUUUUUUCGGCUCAUGUUUUUACCAGCAAUAUUGCUCUAAUAGAAAAACAACAAGAAAUCUUUUUUGUUGGAUUUUUACUCCAGUCAGUGAAUAAUAAAAUUUGUUUUUGAUUUUCCGAUUUGUUAUUUUUUUAAUAAUUGAGAAAAACCGAAAAAAGAAAAUUUACGAUAAUAAUGAUUUUAAUUAUUUCCAAUUUUGUUUGUUUGGGGCAAUUCAGUAAAAAAUAUUAUUAGACUUGAAAUUUGUACAGAUAACUUAUAUUUCCUAUUUAUAGACGUGGUAAAUUUCUAAAAACAAUUGAGCUUGAAAAUUUAACGGAGGGUUUACUAUUAAUCGUAUUUAGUGGUAAAAAAAAAAAAAAUAGCGUAAUUCAGUAGUAUUUUUUUUUAAAACAAUUUAGGAAUAAAAUUUUUCGACGAAAAUCGUAAAUCUUACGGUCUUUCAGAACAUUCGGGUGUAGCCGAACUUCGCUCCGAAUCGUUUUCCGUCAACAGUGAUUUAUCGUUGCUUACAGAUGUGAUUAAAUAUCGUUGUAUACCCUAUAUUUCUAACUUCCCACCCGCAACCGGGGAUACACCCGUCUCCAGUAGCAGCUCAUUUUUUAUACAUACAUCGUUCGCAAAUCGCGCGUUAAUUAACCGUUCAAAAUGUUGCCGUAUCGAACGUUUUCAACAUGUUAUUACGGAAACUAUACCUGAACUAUAUACACAUACACAUGUAUAUAUGGUAUUAUUAUGGCGACGAUAAGAACCGUCUCGAAAUGUGGGUUGAGAGAAGGAACGAUAGCGAUACUAAUAAUAAUAUGCCGUUUACACUUUCUCGAACGUCGUCGCGUAAAAACGUUUCGGGCCGGAAUCCUCUCUAGUGUCGGGACGAAAGGAAAAAAAAAACGCGCGCGAAAUAUCAUUUAUUAUAAUAUUUUACACCGUACGAGACGGACUUUGAUGGAAAAAAAAACGCACACGUUAUUACUACGCGACGCCGACGACGGAUGACGGAAAUCGCGACAGUCCGGUACUCGUAUUCAGUAAUAACGAUAAUUUCCGAUUGUGGCGUCGUGCGGUGCGAACGGAAUACGUAUAUUAUGAAUUUAAAAAUAAAUAAAUAUAUAUAUAUAUUAUAUCCAAUGUAUACAAUUACUCGUGUAUACGUAUAAAUUAUUUAGAAAAAAAAAAAAACACAAAAGAAAUAGGUCGGCCACGCAGCGCCAAAUGACGAAACGGAAUAUAAAUAAUCACGAUCUAGUAUAGUAUAAUUAGGUGCACUGGGUCAUGUUUUGCACGAAACGAGAAUGUAAACAUCGAUUUUCGUACGCCGCAGUAAAUGUAUUCUGUUUAAUCAAAAUAUUUUGUUUGGAUGCGCGCGAGCGAAAAACACUAAGUGUAAACAGGCCGAUUUUGUUUGUAAUUUGUUCACCGUGUCGAAAAUGUACCCAUUGUACAAUGUACUUGUCUACUUCUUCUUCUUCUUCUUCUUUUUCCUCUUCGCGAGUUUCUGUGGUAACUUUACACGAAGUCGCGUAGCUAUUCGAAUCCGUCACGUCGAAACGGAAUGUUGUCGCUAAAAUGUGCGUAUGAUAAAACGCACGGCGAUGGAAUAAGGGGGCGACAUUUUGAAAAUCGCAAACCAGAUCGUUCAGGCACAACGACGACGGAAUGAAUAAAAACCGAAAUAGGUUUUACUCGAAAUCUCCGUACGGACUGAAUGGGUGGAACGCAAUAAAUAAAUAAACAAAAAAAAAAAAAAAUUACCCUGUAUAGAUGCAGGAGUGUUAUUAGUGUCAACAUUGUAGACAAUGUGCUAAGAAAAGAUAAAAAAAUCCCGAAACAAUAUUCGUCGAACGUGAAUGUGGUGUGAGCGUGUGUGCGUGUUUUUUUUUACACACACACAUAAUAAUAUUAUUUUACUAAAACAAUAACGUGAAUAAUGUGAGCGCUCGCCGCGCGAUAUUAUGUCACGCGUGCGCGUAUAUAGGUAUACGAGUUUCGUAAAAAAAAAAAAAAAAUUUCGACCGAACAAAGUUCUCGGGGGAUAAAAAGAACGCGACGAGACAACAACAAUUCAAUAUUUCAAUGAAUAGAUAAAUAGUGAAAACAUAUAAUUACCUUAAUGUAUAAUACGUAUAACAUACACAGCGCAGUGUCCUCGUCCGCGCUUGGGAAUUAAUUGCGCAAAAUAUUCCGGCGGCGCGGUCCGCGACGACGUGGUCGUGCGAAAAGACACGACGGCUGCGGCCGUCAUACUCGGGUACAAUACGGGGAGAGAAAAUAGGUGAUUUUUUUUUUUUUUUUUUCAAAAUCCGUUCUCAGACGGAAAAAAUAAAUUUACAAUUUUUCGCACCGUGACAAAACCGAAUCCCGCAUGUACAGGUAUCGCCUAUGUAUUCUAAAAAAAACACAUAAACAUAUGAAAAAAAGAAAAAAAAAACAACAACAACAAUACAACUGUAACGAGACUUGAUAGCAUUAGAAAUCAUAUUGUUCUAUUAUCACUCCAUUAAGCGUACAACGGGUUAAAACGGUUCUUUAUACGUUUUUAUGUACACAAACCUGAAAUAGUACGAGUAUUUUCUGUUAUCAUAAGUACAAUAUUAUAAUGUCACCGCAAACAAAACAACCGUUUUAACAUUUCCUUAUCAAUUUACACAUCGUCUGUCUACCUUUGAUAAUAUUUGACAGGUGUAUUGUAUGCAAAUGAGCAAAAUUAAUUUAAUUUUCAUGCGCGUGUAGUCUUGUAUUUCGAUAAAUAUCCAUCGAACCUUGCAAAUAAUCAUACACUCGAUCGUUCGUCACCGAUUUUUUUCAUUUUGAACCCCGUACACAGUCUUAAAAUGGCACACACACAUAAAAUACAAAUAGAAUUUGUAUUUUUAAAUGAUUUCUAAAUCACUUCCUCAUGUACUAAUAAAAUUCUACAAGAAAGGUUUUAUACAAUUUUUGAUUUAAGUAAGAUUUACGGUAGAAAAGAUGUAUACAGACACAAAAAUAAAAAAAAAAAUUUAAAAAAACACAUCAUAGUAAAACCAAUAGAAUCGUUACAUCGCUCAGAAUCUAAAAUAAAAAAAGAAAUGUUAAAUAAUUCACUUUAGCGGUAUUAUCAAAAUAAUUUUAGUUAUACCUAAAUUAGGUAUCAUUGCGGAAAACGACGAAUUAUUAAUUUGAUCAAUUACUGCAUUGUAAUCGUUUCGAUCAAUUAAUUAUAUUGCUUUUAAACCUCCGGGCUCCCACGGAAACGACAUUCAAUUUUAAAAAUGGCAAAAAAAUAAAUAUCAUGCGUUCAGACUUCUGCAACAGAUCGGGUCAGCGCAAAUCGUAUUAUAACCGUGGCGAUGACUGCAGGUUUUUUUUUAAUUUUUUUUUUUUCGUUUUUCUCCCCGUGUAUAAUGUUUUGCCCCCUCCCCUACUCCGCGGCGAAAAUCGGCGCUUUAAUUCGGUCGAUUCGAUAACAUUAUUAUACCUGUACGUGCGUAAAAAAUAUAAUAUAAUAUUUCAUGUUUUAUAUGCUGUCGGUCUAUUUCAGCGUUUUGGCGUCGCAAACGACCGUUGCGAAUUUCACGUCCCGUCGUCGACGUCGUUCCGAAUCUUCCCGCCGCGUCCUCGUAAUAAUACAGGGUGAUUAUAUAUUUCACCGCGAACCGGCGAUUAUCCAUUAUACGUAGAGCCGUACGCGAAGAUAUCGAGUACAUUCAAUUUCGCUAGAGGUUUUUUUUUAUCUCUUAUGAAAAUCGUUAUACUAUAUAGAGAACCCCUUACGUGUGUACACAAAUAUCGGAAUUAAGUCUGUAUGCAAAGCCGUUUGUCCGCUGUACAACAAACCCCAAAUUGUGUUCUGAUCCUAAAGAAAACAUGCAAAUUCGACGGCUAAAACGAUAAGAAGAAAAUCGUUAUCUAUGCGUCGAAAUUCAAAGCUCAAAAUGUCGCUGAUACGGGGUUUUUAGUGUUUUUAGAACGAAAGUCGAGUUUUUUUUUUCAUCAUUAUUUAUAGGUGAUACGGAUAAAAAAAAAAAAAAAAACAGUUAUUAAUAUUUUAUUUGCUCGUCACAUACCAAGAAAUAUUAUAGUAGGUACAAUUUUUAAAAGAUUAAUUACCGGGCAACAGCGUUUAACUGUGAUUGUGAUACGAGUGGAAACGGGGAACGGGGACACACGUUAAAUCGAAUUCGAGUUAUUGGUUUUUGUUUUUGACGUAAUUACGACUGGAAAAUACCGAGUAAUUCAUCGCUAGUCGUUUAUGAAAAGAAAUUUACGAUAUCGGUGUCGCAAACAGUAUAAAUAGCUGUUGAUUUUCGAAAACUUUUAAAAAUAUUAUAAAAAUGCAAGAUCAUUGAACGGUUAUAGGCUUCCAUAGGUAAAUCCUAUAUUAUACUGUAAUAAAAAAUGGUCAACUCAGCUUGUCGCUAUUGCUACUUGUGUAUUUGGACGCAAUUUCGUAAAUCCAAUAAUGUGUUACGCCAAUAAUAUUAUACUGUUAUCGAGGAUUGAUUACACUGUAAUAUAAGCUCUGUGCGUAUAAUCUAGGGGAUCGUUUCACCACAUUUUCAGUGUAAUAAGUCACAUCAAGAUCCCCUUAUUAUGAAAACUUAUUUUAGCUCUUAUCUGUUUAAUCUUGCCUAAUAGCACAGAUAUUGAAAACAUUGAUUCCAUUCGCCGCUUAUUAUCAAUGCGAAAAAGGUUUCUAUUCCAUCAUGGUGGCAUUAAAAACUAAACACAGAGAUUCGUUUGUCAUCGUUGGAAAAUAAUUUACUUUUAUGCUCUUCCAAACACAAACCAAGAAUAAACAAACUUUUGAAUAUAAAUAAUUCGCAAAUAUCGCAUUAAUUCGUACUUUAUAGCAAUAGCUUUAUGCUUUUUCGUUUUUCUAAUUGUGUAUUAUUUUUUCAUUUUUAACGUUAAUAAAAGAUUGUUUUUCUACGUCGGCGUUUAAUUAUUAUUUCUGACCGGUGCCACCCCCAUUAUUGAGAAACGCCGACCUAGGGUGUACGCAGUGUCUGAAAACGAUUAAAAUUUAGGUACUCGAAAACCGUCGCGGAUAUUAUAAACUACAAUCGCCGGUUCGCGAUAAAAAAAUAAAAAAAUAAUGAUCUCCCUGUAUAUUCACACCGCCGCGGAAAAACGGUCUAACGUAUUAUUAUAGUCUGUCGUAGUGUCGUCUCGAGGUCACCAAGAACGCGUACAAUAAUAAUAAAAAUAAUAUCAUGUCCUCCUCCAGACACUGCGAAAAUUACGUACGUUUUUUUUUUUCUCUCAUUAUUAUUCCGGACUGUGGACUCGGGAAAUCGAGUUUUAUUAUAGGCGUUAAAAACACGCGCAUUAUUGUUGUACAAACAACAUAAAACGUAUAAUAAUAAUAAUAAUAAUAAUAAUGCACUAAUAAUACGCGUGGGCAUACUGCGCUCAUAAUACGUAAAUACCGUGAUGACUAUGACCGCGCGGGCGUGAAAAAAAUAACUAAACGGAAAACAACGGAGAUUUUCACGACGUGAUGGUGUUUUUGACCUUUGAUGCCUACACGUAUCUCAUAAACGGUAUCACGACGCCCGCGAACUAUCCGGCGACGUAUCCAGACGAGGGAUAAUCGUAAAACUACUGAGACUCAUUCGUUAACCGGGUAUUGAAGAGCAGCAGGAUUUGUGUCACUGUGGCUUCUAUAUGACAUCUUCUGAGUUGUUUUUUUUUUUAUAAAUUCUCUAAAAGAAUUCAGUAAAAUUAGGUGAAAAUAUUGUUAGGUAGGUAAUGAGGAGAUUAUAGAUUGCUCCUGGAUUAUGUUAGGUUCGGUACGCCACUGUCCGUUUAUUUAUCGUUGAGAUUACGGUCCGGUUCGUAUUAUCGGUCACCGUCGUCACGGUUUCCCUUGUGCGUGCAACCCCGUGCACGUUUAUUUUGUUCCUAAAUUAGAUAGGUAUCUCGUAAGUCGUGGUAUCAACCAAAUACAAUAUGUAAUUAAGUGUAGGCGCUUGUUGCGUAUUGGACGUCGUUCGAUGUCCACGUGUACGACGUAUUUAAUUCACUCCGUCCACUUGAGUUUUUCCAGAGCACUCUCUUACGACAAUAUCCUAAGAUAAUUUCAAAAGCAAUUUCAAUGCGCCUUUGCUAUAUUUACACAGAUUUAGGACUGUCUACUGUCAACAAACGUACAUGUGUACUGUCAUAUAUAAUAUCAUGUUUCCUUGGUUCCUUAAUUCCUCGAUUAAACCAUUAUUUAUUUAACGCCUUUGUUGACUACAUAAUAUUUAUAUUUAUAUUCGUACAUUAUAUCCGUAUAUAUGGUAAACAUAAUGAUUGAAAACAUUACAAUGAACCGUAAAUCAAAUUAUGUAUAACUAUGCAUUUAGCUUUUUUUUUUAAAAAAAGCCUUAAACGAUAUAAGGGGAACCGAAUCGGAUGCAGUUAACUACAUGCACCCCGUUUAAAAAUAACCAAUUCUCUAGCUAUCUCUCUCCGUCUCCAAAAUCGUCCGAUUCGGUCCACAUCCGAAAGUUUUUAAGUCCUUUUAGAUUCCGAUUGAAGCGACAAUCUAGGUAUGUAAUGGUUUUAGUGUUUAGUACAGUGUGUUUUCGUUUUCAUUGAGUAUUUGUAAACAACUUUUUUACCACAAAUCUUGCUCCAAACGAAAACUUUUACAGGCAUUUUCUUUGCAUAGCGUUUUCGAUUUAGCUGGGGCAUUAUAAGGUGAUUUGUAUUAUUGUUGAUUUUCCUUGUACAGUUUUCCUUAUAAAUGGCGAAAUUGUUGGAUUUUUUGGGAUCAAUCGCGAGUACGCGUAACAUUGCAAAAUCACGCCACUAUCACGUGUUACGGAACGUUCGACACGUAGACGGCGACAUUUUUUUUCGGAUUUCUCUCGCGCAUAAUAAUAUUCUAAUCUUCCGGUUUUUACUUUCUUGGCGGACAAGCCGUUUGACUAGUCGCGUUCGCAAACAUUAUAAUAAUAAUAAUAAUAAUACGACGCAGUCUCGUAUGUUUUUUUAUUCGUUUCCGAGUGCGUUUUAUCGUAUCUUCUUCCGACCGUUUAUAAUAAUAUAUUGUUAUUAUAAGUACCGUAUUUUUUUUUAUUUUUUUUUUUUAUAGAUUUUCGAUUUUUUUUUCUUUUUUGGAACGUUGACAAAACGCGCGAUGAAGACGACCGGGGAGUCAGGUUUCGUCGUGGAGGAACGUAAAUCGCGUGGGGUGAAAAAAAAAUACGUCCGUAUAGAUAGCCGAUACCUAUAACCUACAACAUGCAUACAAUAUACUGUAGUCUGUUUUCAAACGAUUUGUAUUAUUUUGCGAUUUAUACGACGGCUUCAACGGCCGCGACGACGUCGACUUGCGGCGUAAGACUCGUGUGAACCGACCGCCACUAAUAUUUUACGCGCGUGCAUCUGGUUUAGCCACCUCCGGGACUUUCCAUUAUUGUGCGUAAUUUUUAUAAUUUUUUUUUUUUUUUUUUUAUUAUUCGGCCGGAAAACAACACAAAAUGUACUGUUAUAGGACAUGAGCGUACUAUCGUAUUAUUAUCGCUAUUGCCAUUACGAUAUUAUAAUAUAUUUCUUUAGCCGCGGAGAACGGCCGUCACCGGUUACCGCUGCUGCAGUUGCCGCUGCAGCUGGUCUCCGGACCGGUUCCCGACCGAUAUAGAAAACAAUAUUAUAUUAUAACUAGUAUUAGAUAAAGUAGUAGCUAUAGUACGGGUAGUAGUUUAUAGAAUACUAUCGUGUAUUACACGCAAACAGUAAUGCGGGUUAUUUUUGUUUUCGCGUUCACCGCGGUGUUCGGCCGCGUUUUCGAAAAAUGUCUGUCUACUAUGACGAUGACGAUUUGCCCGUGAAAAAUAAUACAUAAUAAUGUUUCGUAAUAAUAUAUCGGUGGAAAACUGUGUGACGACGACGACGACGGUCGAAUUUACGUGACGGCACGCAUUUCGCGAGUCAAACGGUUUAAGUUUUAUUGUGGAAAGAAAAAAAAUAAUACACCGGUACCCGCAACAGCUACGUCGAUAAAAAUAUUCCGCGGUAGAUAAUAAUAUUUUAAUGUGGCCAGAACACGUGAACUGCGCGUCUUUUAAAUUAUUACUUGCUAGCCGACGUUAUACUGCUGUAUUAGGUAUUAGGUCGUAGGUACGUUCGCGUUUAUAUACGUUUUAAAGCGAACAAUCCCCGAGUCAAUAGCACGCGCAGGAUAUUUUUAUUUUUUAUUCGCAAAGGGGGAAGAUUGUGCUUAUAAUGCUCGCCUAGAGAGCAGAUAGCACAUAUUAUCGGUGUAAUAUUAUCAUUAUUACUACCGAAUAAAUGAUUUUCGAUACAAUUAAAUGUGAUUAUUUCGUUCUGAGAUACAAGAUAUUAUGCUGCUGCGUGUAAAACUUGAUUUGAAAAAAAAUUAGUAAAGGAAAACAUUUCGGGGAGGGCGGGUGGUCAGAUUCCCUAUCCUCCCCUUUGUAUGCGCCACUGAAUUCCUAGUGGAAGCUAUAAUGUUAUUUGCCACAAUGACACAGACGUAAUGAUUAAAGGCAUAAUAUUCCUUAUUAAAUUAUAAACGGAUUGAAAAAUGUAAAGUCUGCGAGUUAAUAAGCGAAGAAAACAUAGAAGAUAUUUAUUUUACUAAUAGCAGCGAAAAUUUCACAAAAAAGAAAAAUAAAAUAACAUUUAUUUUACUCCAGUUCGUAAAAGUUAAUACAAUUUUCAAAUUAACGUAACUAUGAAAUUACAUAGGUUGUCAAUUAAUAAAACAAUAUUAGCUUUUGACGCGUUUGAUCGUUCAUUUGUUUUCAAUCGACUUAAUUUAUCAUAACUAUUGCCAAACACUACGGUAUAUUUGAAAAAUUAGAAACGACGGCCUGAACAGCAAAAAAAUGUAAAAUAUAAUAUUGUAAAUUUAAUAAUAUAUAUUUAUACAUAGCAAAUGUCGUCGAAUCGAAAGGAAAUCGAAUCGUAGAAAAGAAAACAAAGUCGUUAAAACGAAUUUUGUCCCGCUACGCAUUAAUACAAGUUGGUAUAUAACUACGAUGUUAUCAACUACGAUCGAUAAAAACGAUACACGGCCCGUGUCGGUCUCACUCGGUCCGAAACGGGCAUUCGGUCUUCAAACAGAAAGUAUUGCAACAACGUAAUAAAAAAAAAAAAAUAAAUAGACGAGAGCCCACAGUCAUUUAAAGAGAAAAAUAGAAAUAAACGAAAAAAUAAUACGAGAGCCUGAAAAUACGGCGGAACGGAAAAAAAAAGCAAUAACAACUGCGACUAUACAACCUUGGCAUUGAUAAUGACCGAUAAUGAGUGUAAUUGUAAUAGUAAUAUUAUUAUAAUCGUAGAUAAUUGCCCCGAAAACACACUAUAUAAUAUUAUGUACAGCUGCAACGUCGGAACAAUAUACCCGAUAUUAUUUUCUGUUAAAUUUCCCCCUCCCCUCCCCCGAAAAAAAAAACAGAUUUUUUUUUUAUUUCUAUUGUAUACGCUAUACGACUCGUGUAAACGUCGCGACGAGGCAAUUGUAUGAUAUUUUUUAUUCGUAGGCGAACGGAGUUCAAAAAAACGUAGGUGUUCGCUAAACGGCUAAAUCUAAAUUCGCCGAUCUAAACUCGUUCGGCGCAACGAGUCGGUAAUUUUAUACCUAUUUGCUCCACAAUUAAUACCUAUAAUUAUAUUUAUGCAGUCACAGGAUCUGUGACUUACGCAAAACUUCGAAUUACUGAAUGUUCGAAUUAUCGUGUGGUUCGAGAUAUCGAGAACAGUGACGGAUCCUGCACGGAUGGGCGGUGGGGUGUGAUUAAUAAUGAGCUGUGAAAUAUGUGUGCAUACAAUGUUGAAAGGUUCAUGAAAAUAUUUAAUUGAAAUUCGAAUUGUUAUUAUUUUUAAAAAUCUGUAAUUUUGCUGCAUUGAACUUAGUUUAACUGUAUUAAUACUAUUUUCGAGAGAAAAUAAUGUUUCACAAACCUCAAAACCGACUUUUGACUGAAACGAAAAGUUGCGUAAUUUAUCCACUUGUUUUUUUUUUUAUAGUUACAACAGGUAGAAAGGGUCUGUGUGGUCUUCAGUGUCUUGGUCGUCAAUAUAAGAAAUUCGUAUAGUAAAUAAUAGUAGCAAACUAGACAUCAUGGGGUUUCUCAACAUUUGCGAGUGAAACGUAUAUUAUAUACAAAAUUAUUGUCCUAUACCUAUUGUCUAGUAAUUAUCUGAUAUGUGGUAAAAAAUUCUCUUGAAUUAAGAAAAGUAUUUAUAUAAAGAUAUUUAAAAUUUAAAUUUAAAUACAUUCAAGAUAGCAUUUAAAAUACUUUCCAAAUAAUUAAUUCGAAAAUUAUUCUAAAUACUAUAAAAGUAUUCAAAUAGGUUUCCUUAAAUACUUUAGAAGACAUAAGAAUGUACAUUCAAACUAUCAAGAGUCUAGUAGACGAAACUUCAAUAUUUUAAGUGUUGGUGGCUGAUCUGUCCCAAAUUUUACUCCAAAUUACCGAAAGUCCCUAAUUAUUGAAAGUCUGAAUUAUAUCGAGAGUAGACUGUAAUCGUUUUCAAAUAAAGAAAAAGUGAUAAUGCUCAUAUUAUGUAGCCUACUGUUUUAUAUGGGUGCUUGAGAAGGUAAUAUGUAUAGAGUACCUAUAGUGUAAUUUAGUUUGUUUACUCUGUGUACAACGACAAAUCAUCACAAACAAAGAACCAUUCUAAGUGACAUAGUUUAUUGGUCGUGUUUUUAGAUCCUGAGGAUAGGAAAGUAUUUGUUUUAAUAUUCUGUGUUUUUUUUUUUUUUUUGUUCGUCAGAACCUUUAUAGGAACUAUCUGUAGAAUUUUUGAUUUUUCUUGUAUUUUUUUUAAUAUGGAAAAAAUUACCGAUUUUUAAUGUAAUUUUGAUUGAUUUUUUUCGGGUUACUUUGGCAACAACAACUAAUAAGACUCUGCUGAGAAUCGUUUUUCAUCAGCAAUGCGUUAUCGUUGCGUACAGAUUUAAAUUAAAUUAAAUUAAUCCACAUCAUAUUCUUCUUUCAACAAAACUUCCCUCCUAAAACACUGGAACAACCAUCGACAAUGGCAUUUUAUUAUUAUUUUUUUUUUUUUGUUAUUAUCGUCCAAACUAUCUUACCUAUCUGUAUUGUUGUUUAUUUAUUACCACUUAUUAUUGUGUUUUUUUUACGACGGGUGCUUGGUGAUCUCUCAUAUAAUGGAAAACGAAAUAACAAACCCGCGCGCGAAAUGGACUAGGAAAAUAAAUUACAAACGUGUUAUAAUAAGAAAAUAUAGACACACACACACACAUAUACACACACUAUAUUGUUAUAGGUAGUAGUAAUAUAACAUAUAGUAAUAAUAACAUUUAAUAUCGUUAUAGGAUAGCGUAUCGAGUCCGUUUUGACAAUUGAGUGCAGUGUGUCAGUUGUGUGUUCGGUCGUGUAUAUUUGUGCUAUAGUAUUUUUGUUGUCGCAAGAACCGUGGUUCGCGACGACGAAAUCGGCCGAAAAAACCGCCGACAAAAACGUUGUGGUGACAAUAAAACACCGCGUUAAUAUAAUAAUAUAUAUUAUUAAAAAACCUCGUUGUUAUAAUAUUAUUAUUACGGGUUUUUGUCCCACCACUCCCCUUUUUUUUAUGAUACCCGAGUCUACAGGGUGAUUCUUUUAUCACGAACCAGCAGUAUUCUCGGAGGUUUUCAGGUAUAUUUGAUAUCUGUUUUAUAACUGUUUAACAAUUGCAAAUCGUUUAAGUUUAAUUUUAACACAAUUUUAGAUUCUGAGUUUAACAAAGAAUGCAUUGGUUUCACAAAGAUGUUUAUAUUUUUUUUUAUGUGGACACUUUUUUCACCACAAAGCUUACUCUGAUAUUUACGUAUAGCACUUUUUCUGUUCUCUGGGUGGUACUUUAGAGAGGUAAUUUUUCUGAAAUUCUCAUUUAUAUUCUAAAUAAUAAGGAAAACCUGGAUCUUAAGCUUAACAAAAAAUUGAAAGAUUUAAAAAUAAGGUUGUCAUUGGCAACUGUUUUUAUUUAUUUUUUGUUAUUAUCAAGUUUUUUACUAUUUCAAUAUUUAUUAAACAAUUAUUGUUGUAAUCAUUUUACUAUAAUAUGACAUAGGUGUAUAUUGUUGACAAAGCAACAUUAUUAACUGAACUCGAUUCAGAAUCGUUUUUUCGUUAGCAGGUUUAUCAUUGCUUACAGAUAUACAUUAAAUUUCUUUCUGUAUCCUACCUUCCCAAUUUUUCACCUAUAUCAGUGACUGCACCCACGUGCGAAGUAUGUCCGUCCUUUUUUACUUUUACUCCUCAUACCCGCAAAAAGUAUUUACUUUGGAAUUUUAAACAGUAAAGGAAGCUCUUACAUAUAGAAUUCACCACAGACACGAAUAGACAAUAUUUUUUUAGAAAUUAUAAUAUGCAUAACACUUAUAUCGGAUUUACCGGUUUUUUUUUUAUUGUUUUUGACAGUUUAAAUUCUAAACUGGAACAGUGGAAAAAAGCUUAUAAGUAAUGUUAUGCAUAUUAAAAUUUCCAGACAAACAUUUUCUAAUCGAAUCUGCGAUCGCUAUUUAAAAAUCCUAAAUGGAUACUCAUUUCAAGUACGAGGAGUAGAGGUUAAACAUAUCGCGAAUAGCGUUGAAAUAAAAUCCAAACGAUUCCGGAGUGAUAAAAAAAAAAACAACAACUAAUAAUAAUAAUCGAAUUCGCAUAAAAUAAUCCGGGAAAAAUGCCGGUUCGUGAUGACGAAAGAACCGUCCUGUAUAUUGCGCUAUGCGCUUAAACGGUUUCCUAAUACGGCCGAAAUAGUUCUAAUGUCAUACUUGCCUAUAUGUUAUUGCGCUUGGUGCGCCCACGCCGUCGUAAUAACCGUCCAAGCGCAAGGUUAAACGACGGUUUUAGCCGGUUUUUUUUUUUAUUUUUAUUUUUAUUUGUUUUAGCGCCCGUACGUAUAAAUAGGUACGCUCGCGCGUAAUGUCGAAACACGGCCGUUAACGAUACGGCGACGAUUUCUGCGACGGUUGCGCAAUGCGGCCCGUAACGUUAUACUCCGUAUACCCAUUAUACCUACUGAAACGGAAUAACGAUCUUCGCCCUAUUUAUGUACACAAUACGAUGCGCAGUAAUUAUAAUAUCAUAACGUUUAUAUAUACGAGUAUAUGUGUGUGUGUGUGUGUGUGUGUGUGUGUGUGUGUGUGUGUGUGUAUACUCUUGCGUAAUACCAUUAAUAAAUCAAAUUUUACAUAACACUUUAUAAAAUAGACGUCGACGUUAGCGGUGACAAAUUAAAUUCGCGCGGACGUAACAUGAUAUAAUGUAAGCUUCCCCCUCCCCCCCUCGUCAUCAUACCUUCCCGCCGCCGUAAAAACGAGUCUCGCGCCACAGCUUCCCCUCUACCGGGGCGAUUUAUCUGCGAAUAUUCCAUCGCGUUUUUACCCUCGCCUCGCUCCAAAUAAAAUCCCCCGACCGGUGAACAUACAUCUUACUUUUUUUUGUUUUUUUAAUGUUUUUUACGAAAAUCUAAAAAUGUUCCGGCGGUAUGUACACAAUAAAUACAACUUUACUCGAAUGGUUGUCCAGUGGACUUUGCUAAGUGUCCAUUUGGGUACAGCAAAUCUACUUGAAAAUAUUGAUCUUGUGUUGUUGUUUAGUUGGCGAAAACGAGUUGAAAACGCGAAAACGUUCAAAAUAAAAAAAAAAACAAUAUUGUAAAACGGAUACAUUCAAACAAUAGCUCAAAAAUACUUUAAGAGUAUUUUAAAAAUUGCACUACGUCUAGAAAAGGCUAAUGUAAUUCUUAUGCCGAAAUCCGAGGUCUAUGAAUAUUUUCAACUCACCAUAGUAAAACCUAUAGAUUUCUCGCUCCGUGUCUAAUCUUAAAACGAUUCAUCAAAUAGCAUACAAACGAAUAUUUCUUUUCGCUAUAAUAUAGUAAGAUACGUUUCUUCGAAUUUUUCUUCUUCUUGAAAAAAAAAAAAAAAACAAAUCAACAAUAAAUUUCAUCGUAUACUAAAAAUUAUGAUUAUUUUUGAGUAUUUGAAAUAAAAAAUAUAAGUAGUAUGGAUAUGGGAGAAAAAACUAUUGAUGAUUUUUUUUUUCAUUAUAAAAAAUAAACAAUACACAGCACUGCUGUCCUACUUAAAAUAUUAAUUUUUACUCUUCAAAAUUAUAGGCGCGUGCGAUUAUCGCAACGUUGGCGGUAAAAAGCCGAAAACAAAAGUAUGUCACGCAACUGACUAAAGAUCACUGCUUGCUACAGCCGACGCCACUGUUUGCGGUCGUAAACAAUAAUAAUAUUCGUAAUAAUAAAUAAAUAAUAUUCAUGAAAUGAAUAAGUGCAUACACAUGAUCUGAACUCAAAGGGCGUUGAUAUUAGUUUUUAGAAAGGAAGUCAGAAGUAAUAAAUAUGUAUAAUUUAUCGGUAGUCGAGGAAUUUGAGGAAGUCUUUUGUUUCUUUUGCUCGUUGAACCAAUAAAGAAAAGAAAAAUUACCGGCUUUAAAUUUUGUUUCUAAUUUAGCUGAUGGAAAAAAUCUUAUGGACUCAAGGAGAACGUUCAAUAUUAUUCGCAUUAUUUUUGUGCAGUAGUUUGCGUUGGUAGAAAAAAAAAUAAAAAUGAACUAUUCAAAACUCGACAGUAAAAAAUGAUCGGUCAAAUUCUUAAAUUCUUGUCGUCAAUUGGGUGAUUGGUUUGCUGCAAGUAGCUUCCUUUUCGUAACUCAAUUCCUUUAAAUCCUUGUAACUAUCCUUAAUCCUUAUUUAUGUUAAUCAUGAUUUCUUUAAUGUAUUCCAUCCAUGGUCCUUCUCUUCCGGUCUUCUACUACGCCUUCAAUUUUGCCUUUCGUUAAGCUGUUGUGACGUAGUAGAUGCCUUAUUAUUUUGUCACUUUUAAAUUUUUUUAUCAUACAACAGUUCUUGGUUUUCCUUUUUUGCCCUAUUUCAACCCUAUUCAGAUGUUUUACUUCUUUAAUGAUACUUGUUCAAUAAAUGCGUUAUAUAUAACAACAUGGGUCGGCAUGUAUAAUGCCGUUCCGAUUCAUAGGAUCUAAAAUAGAUUAUCGGUUCCGCUAAUAAGCAUUUUUUUUUUUUUUAAUCUCUUAUUCUGUACUGAAAAACAAAGAUACUCCUAGUAUAAUUGAAUUCCAAAAGAAAAAAAAAAUUUGAAUUCGUCACUCCUGCAGAACAGUUAUAAUUAGUACCGAUUAAUCGGUUAGACGCGUUCGAUUUCUGGCUUCUUUUUUUUUUCUAAUAUUGCACUAUUGCAAUUUUGUGUAUCGUUAUAAUAUUUAUAGUCAUAAAUAUGCGAAAUUAUAUUCGUUUCGAAAUCGGAAACCUAAUGAAAACCAGUGAUUGUAGCAGAUUAUAUUCAAAGUUCCCGACCACCAUAUCAAAAUUUCCUACGUCAUAUAUUCUUUAUAGACUCGACGAAAGAUAGGUAUUUUUAUUAUACAUUUACUUAUUUCAUUGUAAUUAUAAUAUCAAAGCUACUUGCACAUGAGGAUCAUCCCACCUUCUGUUCCACGAAUAGUUAUUCCAAAGUCAACUUAUUCCAAUGGUAAAAAUUCGGGAUGGGUUGUUUAGGAACAGUUGUUUUUAUGGUUCCUACGUGUAUAUUCGCUUAAACUACACGGAACAAAGUGUUCUAUAUAAGCGUAAAAUUAAAUUCCAUUCGUGUCUGUAGUGGCUCGUUUCAUGUACUAGAGAACGCCGGUAGGCCGCCGGUGUAGAAUCCCACAGGGAUAAUAUACAAUUGGGAGGGCCACGAGAUGCGAUAUGAAGACGUAUGCGGAUAAACACGUGGAAAGUUCCCUUUGAGAAAGACGUAGACCGAUUCGAACGUUUCCGGCCGCAAAGAUUGGUUAUAGGACGGUCUUAGAGGUCUAAUGAAUCCUAAUACUAUAGUAACCAUAGUAUUACAUUUAUAGUAACCACAGUAAUACUUAGUAUGUAUACUUAUUAUAAUAAUAAUAAUAAUAUCAUUUCUCUUUCUCCCCCCCCCCUUUGUUUCUUCGCCACACUAGAUCUGUAUAUCAUUAGGAUUAUAUCGUCACGAUACGACGCGCUGUACAUUAAAUUAUACAGUUCAAUGUGGUCCGGUCGCGGUAAACGGCUUUUAAUCGAAACGCGCGCACUGCGUUAAUUGUAAUUAUUAUUACUAUAGGUAUUAUUGCACAGUGAAACUACAAAAUAUUAUUAUAAUAUUCUCCUCGUUAAUUACUCGUUUGGGUUAUUAUUUUUUUUUUUUUUUCAACUACUGUAAUGUUAUUAUCAUCGCGCAACGUGUCGUCCUGCAGGUGAAAUCCUCCGUUCCACCGUCGCCGGAACGACACCGCGCGGAAUAUCAUCGCCAUAAUAUUCGUAUGAUAAUUAUUAUAAUCGUCCUCGCGAUUCCGCGGUAGGUACGCGUACACCUUAUAACCAUUAUUAUUACCGGAUUCACGAUGGUAAUAACAACGAGAGCCGAUCGUCGAUUCGUAUUAUCACCGUUAUUGUGUUGUUUAGACGACAUCCGUCGAAUUACGCGACGUUAGAAAGCGAUCCGCAGGAAACCGUAAGUACGUCUUGUGAGAUAUUCGCCCGCCAAAACUACGAUGACACCGACAAUAAUAACAAUAUUGUUAUUGUCUUUAUAACGCGAUUGUCUUGCGGAUACGAUCCGCGGUAUUUCGCCACCGCGGGCAUCCUAAUGUUAUGAUAUUCAUAACAAAUUCUCAAUGGCGACGGUUUUCCAAAUUAUCUCCGAUUUCACAAAAGUUUAAGUGUUUAAAUUCUGAGCGCAGCACUGGUUUGACAGAGACAUGAGUUUAUUUAUUUUUAGUAAUGUGUUUUUUUUCUGUAAACCUGUUUUUUGCCUCGAUUGAAAAAUUACCGUAGAUCUUUUUUGUUGAAUUUCGGCUGCAGUUGGUGUAUUAAAAAUAUAAUUUUUUUGAUUUUCAAAGCAGUUUUGAUAAUAAUUAAGAAAAACCGAAAAGACGUAAAAUGAAAAUAGCAAUGAUUUACAGUUAAAUGACGAUUUAGACUAAGAAUUUAAAAAAUAAUAACUGUGUAGUAAUUGAGAUUGACGGAUUUAAAUUUUGAAAACGUAUUAUGAUUAUUUAGGUUCAUUAGUAAGAUAUUUUAAAUUGUAUUUCUCUUUGUCGUAUAAUAAGUAAAUAGCAAUGCAUUACAAGUACAUUUUUUUUCCUGUAGCUUUUCGGACAACUUCCUCCUUAUUCUCCCACCCCUUUCCCCAACAGUCGAUAAUUUCUUACUUUUUGGCCUUUUGUAGCAAACUUUAAACCAAGCGAAGUAUAAUAACCAGAAAAAAUCAUAUCCGUGAAUGAAUUAUUAUGAUGUGCCACUUUUCUUUUUUUUUUUUUUUUAAACCAAAUAUUUUUUAAAUUUUGAUAGAUAUCCAAAUUGUAUUCCAAACUUGUUUUGAAAAACAAAAAUCGAUAUUGUCGUACAACGUUAAAAAAAAAAUACUUUUAUGAAAAUCGAUAAAAAUCGAGUUGUUCUUUGGUCAAAACUUUAAAACAAGAGGUGCUAAAACUUUCUUUAUUUAAAUAAAAACGGUCUUUGUAUCUAAACUAGAUUCAUACCGAAUCAAAAUCAAUAUUCUUGAUUGUUGAUUUUAUUUUUAGUUGGUAAUAAUAAUACAUCGAAACUCGGCAUUUACUAACGUUACAAAGUCGCAAAAAACGUGCAACUAUCCGAUAUUCAAAUAACUUUUUUUCUACUGAUAACUAAACCAUAAGUCGGGAAUUAAAAAAAAAAAAAAAAACAAAACAAAAGUGACUAUAACAGGCUACAGCUAGAAUUACAUUCAGGUAAUGUAUUAAAACCAAGUAACUUUCCCGGCUUUGAUAAUAUAACUGAAGGGUUGGACUAUUUAGGAACACGGACGACAAAUCUCUCUGUACUUAUCUCGAUCGAUCAGAUUAACUCCAACGCUAUCUAUAUUUAUGAUUUUAUCCGCACAAAGUUAUAAUUUAUUAAACGUACUCGUAUAAUUCUGUUACUAUUAUAUUCGUUUCGGGUAUUUUUUUUUUUAUUUCUAAUACAUAGAAUAAGUAACUGGUUACCAGAGUGCUUUACUGUUCACAUAAUGUACGACGAUUUUCAUUUUCCAUUGUUUUCGUUAAUCUUCAAUAAUUAUUACGGCCGUUGUAAACAUCGUCGUUAUAUAUUUUUUUUUUUUUUGAAAAGUGAAUAUAAAGGAACUCUAUCAGACUGUUUUGAUCCAGAUUUCGUAUAUAGCAUCUUAAAAAUAAUGACAGUAGCGUGAUUGAUCUUAUAACCAUUAUGUAUUACGAUCUCACGACUUGUACAUAGAAAAAAAAAAGCUGAUAUUACGGAUGGGCGUGUUAUUGUUUUAGGAGCGAAUUUGGAAUGGAGGGCAUGUAGAGUAAUUAAAUUUUUUAUAUCUGUACGCUAAAUCAUUACUAGGUAACGACGAAAAACGAUUAAGUGUAUUAUUGAUCGUAGUUUCUCUUUGCUACCAAGGUAACCCAGAAAUCAACAAAAAUAUUAUAAUAAAUUAGCAGUUUUCCCAUUUUUAUGAAGAAAAAUACUAGGGAAAUCGAAAAAAUGACCUCGCCAAUACAUAAACUAGAUCAAAAGGAAGUUUCUACAAAAUUUUUGGUUGGAACAAAAUUUCUGAUAGAAAAAUUUUUUACAAAUACAAAAAGAACACCACAGAAUACUAAUCAUUACUCCUUUCAUUCAAAAUCUAUAAACAUCGAUCUGAUUUGUUAUUAUAAAACUUCCAAAAGAAAUAUAUAAUUUUUUAAGGUAUUCUAUUAGGCACCAAUAACCAACAGUAGUUUUUUACUUUGAACUUUACCGAUAAUGCGACUGUGAAAUAUUAAAAAUCAGCUGUUAAAAUGAUAUAACUAAUUUUAUUACGGAUUUUCUCAACAACUACAAACUACGAUGUAAUAACAAAGGUAGAAUAUUAAAACAACGGAAUUCAAUGUCGUUUGGUAGUUUUUCGUUAUUUUCUGGAAACUAUAAUAUUAGAGGGCCCGAGUGAGAGUGCGGGUUAUUCAAAUUCUCUCCGCUAAUUUCAUUAACAUAAAAAGAACAUUAUUUUUAAAAUUUUAAUAACCACCUUAAUGAUUCAAUUCAGCUUUUCAAUUUAUCUACUGCCUGAUACCCAUUUAAGAGAUACGGCUGGUUUUACCGAAGAAUAUUUAUGGAGUUUAUGGGAAUAGAGAAAACAUGUGGUUGUCAAUUUAAUAAUUGCAUACAAUUCAUCUUUUUAACUGAUAAAAAUUAUAGUAUCUCAAAACAAGUCGGUAAAAAAGGCAAUAUGUAUUAUUUUAAAGUUUAAUUUUGAUACAUUUGAAACACAGAGUUUAAUGCAAACAAUAUACAGUGCCGUAAACAGUACUUUUUUCCAAAAAAAAUAAAAAAAUAAUAAUAAUAAUCGUCAAAAAACAAGACAUAACGUGCUGACACCGAUCUUCUUCAGGAAUAUUACAAACAGGCAGUUAAACAGCCCGCAAUAGCAUGGAAAAAAAAUUCCGCAGAUUGAUUGAUCCUAUUCUACGUUUUCAUGUGGUCAAAUCGCUUUAAACGUAACAAUAAUAUUAUUUCCUUCGCAUACGUAUAUGAUGCAAAAAAAUAAAAAAACCAGCAGUACGGGCGUCAGGUGUUCGUCUUCCUCGGAGCACGACGAUAAUGGCCAUUGUUAUUUUAAAUUUAAACGCUAUAUAAUUUAUCGCGUUCUAUAAGAAUGAAUCCUAGGGAAGCCGAGAAUUAAAAUGUAUACGCUAUAUUGCUUGUAGGUAUACCUACUAUUUUCCUUGUCGUUUUUUCGCAAUUUCGGAGGCAUUGAACUGAGAUUUAACAAAAAGAAACCGAAAAAAAAAAAUCAUUUGUGUUCUGCAAUCACAUUCUUAAUAUACGCAGUAUUCAACGGUUACAACUUCUCCGGACCCGUUCGCUGCAGGAUUUACAACUAAUUUAUUUCAAACACGUAUAGUGUUUGCAUAGGUAUUUUUUUUUUUUUUUGAUGUAUGCACUUUUAUAUUUAAUGCUCUUGUAUUAUUUUGGAUAAAAAGUUGAAACCCCCAGUUGACACAUCCCAUUGAUAAUGACGUCAUGCAUGUACACAAUUAAUUUGGAUACUUGAUUCGUUUAGAGAACCGCGUACAAAACUAAAUAUAACCCUUCUCCUGUAACAAUGCGGUCAAAUCAUUGGUGUACCACAACCCAUGUUGUAUUAUUUCAAUCCAUGAAAAAAACAACUUUAAUUAUCUAGUCCCAUUCGAUCUAGACGGAUUUGCAAAAAGCGCCCAAAUGUAGCGAGAAAAACACAGUGCCGAUAUUCAACAAAACCGAAGAAUGUUUUAACUCUCUGUGAACGGGAAACGAGACCGAGGAUGAUAAUAUUAUAAUAAUUACAAUACAAUAUCACUGCAAUCGAGUUUUCGUGAUUUCCCGCUGAAUAAUGCGGAUCGCCCACGCGGAUUCGAGCGCACGGUUAAGGCAAACAUCUACGAGCGAAUAUGAUCUUAUUAUAUCAGGAUACGAAAGCAAAGUCAUAAUGAAAAGAAAAAGAAAUAAUGAAAUAAAUACGAUAUCGUUUUGCUAUAUCGCUAUAUUAUUAUAUUAUAUAUUAUUCAUUUUCUUUGUUCGGUCCGACCUACAUUCGUAUAUAAUAUACCUAACUUCGUUAUACACGAAAUCGGUAAAUAAUAAUAUUUACGAGUGAAGGGGAACGGCUGCAGAUGUGUAUAUAUAUAUGCGCGUGCGCUCACGCGCGUGUGUGUGUGCGUGUAUGUGAGUGUGUGCGUGUGUGUGUGUGCGUAACGGUUCACGAUUUCCAGCCGCUGCCGCUGCCGUUUUGGACGGACCUUGGGAAACAACGGCCGCGAUAAAUAAUUAAAAAAUAUAUAAAUAAAACUAUUAUACACUACAGACCUACGCGUACAUUGAUUUUUUCGUGAAAUUUGAACACCAAACGCUCAAAAAAAAAAAAAAAAUUGCGUUAUUAUCUUAUACUGACGUAUUGUAUAUCGAUUUUACAGUGCCUGAUUUUAACCGAAACUUGGUGGCCAAGUGCGCUAUCCGAGUCAGGGCCUUAUUCUAUACAUAUUUUUAUAUCAGGAACGGAAGCAAACAACAUUUUGGGGGAGCGGGAAUUGACCCCGCAUGUUCACCGUGGUAUAAUUUAAUAAUACUCUGUAAAAAAACGUCCGACUUAGACGUAUUUUCUAUAUAUCUUACCGCUAUUUAAAUAUUUUUUUAAUGCGGGUAUUACUUAAAGUUAUACUUCACAGAAAUAUUAACACUUCAUUAUAUAAAAAAAAAAAAAAAAAAAAAAAAAAAAAAAAUGGAGACAUGUGUCAGUAUUUCUGGAAGAAAACAACAAAAAACAAUGAAAUCAAAUCGAUAACUCCGCGGCACGUUGUAAAUAUUUGCCAUUUUAUCAGUAAUUUACUUUUCGGUUUAACCUCGUGGAAAAUUGAAGAAUGACCUGUUAAAUGCACCAACUAAAUACAAUUUCCUUUCAGAAAAGCUGCUACACUUUAUACAUCGCAGCAAGAUUUCGGGUAGAAAUGUUGUUUAUGGACACAAACAAAUAAUAUAUAUUAUAAUAAAAACCGAAUCUAAAAUCAGACAACAACGAGUAAAAUCACACCGUAGUAAAUGGAAUGCUCAGAAACUAAUAAAAAAAAAAAUAUCGUUCACACAGAAAUUUCUACUGCACGGACGAAUUUUACAAUGAAUUCGCAAACGCUAAAACUAAAAAUUAUAAUAUAUUGUUUUAUAAGAGUUUUUACGAUUUAUAGUACAAAGUUCUGUCAAAUAGUGUGAGCCACGUGCUCGUCUACAGGCGAUGUAUGCACUUUUUUUUUUUCAACAGGAAAUAGUUUACCCACUUUAUACGUGCUGCAUGUGUGUUUUUCUCGCCGACAAUUUCUCGUCUUUCCUCUCUCCUACCCACUGUUUUCCGCAGAGUUGCGUAUUUUAUAUUAUUUAGACUUGCCGGACGCUAUACACUGCUGCAAUUGUAUUAGUUUCUGUCACCGGACGUUGUCGUUUCUCAUCGCACGGCACCGAUUUCACACUCCAAAAUCUGUGCCAAAACGCUUUUUUAACGAGAUUAACACGAAAUUUCAUUUUAUUAUUGGCAUUUCUCCGUCGGCGUGUAAAUAAAACCGUUGCACAUAGUUCAUUGCAGAUCCCAUAGUUCGGAAAUUCGCACAAGAAGUGCGGUGUUUCACUGAUGAAUAACGUAUAAUCCGUAUAGAAAAAAAGGGUUAUUAUUAUUUUUUUUUUUUUUACAAAUAGUAUACCAAUUUGAGAAAUAUUUAGGUAGGUAAUUUGAAAUUUUGCAUUUUUUUGGCACUAUUUUUUUCUUUAUUUUCGAAUUUUCCACGAAAAUUACAGACUAUUGCACUAGUUAUUGUCUCUUUUCCUGAAUACCAAAUGAUCUCAAACUUGAGAAUUAGAGAAUUUUUGAUUGAAGUGAUAAAAUUUCGGUUAAAUUUCAAUACUUGAAUUUCACCAUGUUAUCAUGGAAGGAAAGUAAUUUUUUUUAGAUUUUUACAAUCUACAGACACUAUACAUACUCAAAUAAAUUCAGUCAGUCAAACUUUUAUAUAUAUAUAUAUAUAUAUAUAUAACCAUUUUUGUGAUUAAAUUUCAUGUUUUAAGAAAAUAUAAAAAUUCGGGCAACCUUAGAUAUUUUAGAUCAAUUAAAUAUAUAAAAAAAGAAAUAAUAUAGUAUAAACAAUCUAGCUGGAGGAAAAUUUGACUCUUAUGACAGAAUUCUGCUGUUCACUGGUGUUUCUUUUAUAAACUUAUCAUUCUAUAAUAUAAAGAGGAAAAUUCGAUAGCAUUUACGUGGGAAUUAACAUCAUGCAGUUCUCGAGUACAGUUUUCUCUUAUACGCAGGUUCCUUACCGACUAUAUAUAAUAAUUUUCGGACAUAUUUGUGAAGAAAAAAUGAAAUCGUCAUCUUUCAAAUAAAAAAAAAAAAAAAAAUACAAAUACAAAUAAUAUACAAUAAUUAUGAGUUUUCUAAAAAAACAAAACUACAAUUCGAGUAAAAUCGAGUAAGACACUCAAACGUCCGGUACCUAUGUUAUAAUAUAGAACAUCCGUUUUCAUUGUUUCGUUUGAAAAUUCUAUUUCUAUACCUUCUACGUUAUUAUAAUACCAUCUACAUAAAAUAACAAAAAAAAAAAAUUAAAAACUACUAUUACUUAUAGAAACACCGUCUCUAUAGUUUCUAGUACUUGUCUAAAGUAAUCAAUCGGACAACAAAAAAAAAAAAAAUUGAUAAAGAAUUGUAUUAAAUAAUUUUACGAUAACCGUUUAGUAAUAUCAUUAAGAGGACACCUGUGCAUCACAUCACUUUACUCCGUACUUUAAAAUAUAAUGUGGAGUUUUCGCCCAGUAGUACUUUUUACCAUAUAAAGUUUCAUACAAAUUGUAUCCAAAAAAUGUUUAAAACAAAUUUAAAAAAAAAAAAAAACUGAUUACAAACUGCGAUAAAUUGGAUUUUUUUUCUAUUUCUGAAUACCUUAACUAUACAUAAAACCAUGACCAAUUUUUCGAUUGUAAUGAUAUAUUUAAUGACUUUUGGUAUUUAAACUCAAUUGUUCUAUAUAGCCUAUAGCUUCCAAACGUCCCAUUUCCGGAAACUAUUAAAGUAGGCCUUAAAUACACGCGCACCCACGGCAAGAGAAAUGCUCACGGAGGAUAUGUGUGGGUCUUUUUUUAUUAUUAUUUAACUAAUACUGUAAGUAUAUUUAAAUAGUUUGAAUAUCAGUUAACUACAAUGAUUAACCAUGUUUUCCUCGAUAAAAGAAACGUAAAUAGAAAGAUAAAUUUUUGAAAUUCAUACUGCCCUCCCACUCACUAGAAAUUAAAUCAUUGAAGGUGCCACUGGCUGCACGUGCCUGUUCUAAUACAAUAUGUAUACAUACGUAUUACAUACUAUUAGGUCGUAUUCCGUAUUUUUAUAGUGCGAGACAUUCGGAAUAUUAUUCGGAUUAUAUUUUAUCGAACGGGUUUUUAGGUCGAAACGUUUAAGGAGAGCACGAGCGCGUGCGCAAUCUACCGGUCUACGCUUAUUACCUACAUAUCGGAAGGCGAAAAAAAAAACAAAACAAAAAUCGUGUGUCCGCCCGUCAGCUAAUACGCACGAAAAUAAUAAUAAUAUCGUCGUCGAAUGCGUAUAUUUUACUAUCUACCAAUAUAUUAUAAUAUUGUUAUAAUGACGGACACUCUGUUCCGUUUUCUCGUACUGCACGACCCGCCGAAACGAAAAUUACUACUGCAUCACGAGCGCACAUAUUAUUACCAUAAAUUGUAUUAAAAAUUCUGAAAUAAUAUUUUCGUGACGCCUUACUAAAAUAUACAAUUAAAUAUUUUACAACCGCAUUGACGAAAAACUUUUAAAUGUUUUCUAGAUUUUCGUCUUUUUUUUUUUUAAUGUUAUUCAGUUUUAUUCAGAGUGCCAUUAUACAAGUUUAACCCUUUUUUGUAGCAGAAUUUUCUCUAACAAUUGCGAUACUGAUGUACGUGAUGAUUAUUUAUUCCUUAUUACAUUUUUUUUUUUUUUUAUCUAUAUAUCAUUUCAACUUUCAUAUUUUUUUAUUAGUUAUUAUAUGAUAUUAUAGAUUUUUUCUUACGGAUAGCGACUCAAAGACAUUACUUUUGUUUCGGGUUUCGUUUUCCAAUAUUUAAAUACCAAUUCUCCAGCAGCCAAUGCGUUCUAAUCUGUAGAAUUGUACGUAUAAAGAAUAAAGAUGGACUGAGGAGUAUUCUAUUUACUGCUAUAUCGACAAAUAAUUUACCAAAGAAAAACCCCGGUUUGGUCAAAGCGAUACCCAAAAAAGAAAUCAAGAGGCUCAAACACUUAUUGUGAUCAACUCAAUGACGUUUUUAAACAUUUUGUUGAAAUAUUAUUAUUUUGAACAAAUUUUAAGAGAGUCCGUCACGUAGAAGCCUCUUCUAGAUACCUACGGUCUUUGGUCCAGAGAACGCCUCAAAAUGCUGUGACAUAAAAAUUGUUUCCAGGUGGUGCUGGUGCAUGGUAUUAUUUUGAUUAUCUACAAUUUGUUGUUGUUUCUAAAAUUAUUUUGACGUGGAGGAAAACGUUUGUUGUUUUUCUGUUGUAAUUACUAUAUUAUUAUUAACUUGAAAUGCUUGAAAAUAAAUUAAUCAUGGAUUAUAAACAAGCCAUCGUGUUGGCACUAUUAAGUAGUGCAAUGAGCCUAUACAAUUUGAUACUGAGACUUCAUUGUUUUUUUAUAAUAUUUUCCUCGGACAUUUUUUUCCCAGAUCAUCCACGAUAAGACUACCAUUUUGACGGUCCCAUCAGUUUAAAAUUAUUAAAGUCUCCGUUCUAUCGGUGAUGUCCUAAAUACUGCGACUAAAUUCACCUAAUCAAUGCAUCCACGCAUAGCCGAUAACUAUAAUAUCAUUGCAGUCAAAACAAAAAUUGAAGGAUUUUGUGCAAUUUAACCAGACAGCUCCAGUUAUUGGCGAAAUUCGUGUUUUCAUUAUUUCUGACGUAGAAAAUUAUUCUCAUAUUUUCUGUGCAGCAAUUACGAAAUAAAUCCGAUUAUCCGUAUGCAAAUUAUAAAUAAUUUAAGAUAAUUCUGGACAAAAAACAACUUCAAACAUAUACGGUUAUGCAUAGCCUUUAUCUCGAUGAAACGGUACAUUUUUUAAUACUGUUUAAAUUAAUUUUGAAAUCGAUUGUAUCGUGAUCAUAAUACGUUUAAAAUAUUUGUAUUUAUUUAUUUUUUUUAAAUUUCCGAGAAGGAUUGGAAAACGGAGCAGUAUUCUGAUUACGGAGCCGUUCAACUAUUACAACAUAGGUAAUCCGUGGUCUGCCGUCAAAAGGUCGUGUACCCACCGUAGAACCUGAGCCUAAAACAAAUAUCGGAAAAGAAAACGUACUCGUAUUCAUAGGUACCUAAUACGAAAUGGGCGAGGCGUGACCGCGGAUAUUCAACGGGCGGGAUUUUGUAGUAAAUAAUCGCGAUUCGCGAGUGAACCGCAGAGUUUUAUUUCGUUGUACCCUAUCUCGUCGAAGAAAAUUCGAAAGUCUGGUGGAAAACGUCCACGCUAUUCGGCCGAAGCGCGCGUGCACACGAAUUCAAAACGAAAUUACUAGAUUGUAGUACACGGGGCUGUUGUGCUUUCAAACGAAUCGGCACGGUACACGAGCCCGCGACGGUUUCCCCGUCCGCGCGUGCCGCGGCGCACGUGGCGGGUAGCUUCUCCGAACGAGGAACGGAACUGGGAACAUUGGGCGCUAUCGAAGUCGUGUCUGCCGCAACCGAGUGCUCAUCAACAGAUCGAUUUUUCUCCCCCGCGGAGUAUUUAUUGUCGCCACGCGUGUUGUACGGCCGAUUGUUUGGCGUGCGCGGGACGCAGACGAUUCGGGAACGUCCGAUACGUCCGGCGCGACCGGUCCGACAGUUCGUUACGUGCGGUCCGUAUCCGCGCAACGCGCGCGCGUGGGCUUAAUGGUCUCGCUGUUUCGCGGGUCGGCGCGGCGCGGCUACAGCACACGGUAGUUAUCUCCCGUAGACAUCGUCACGUCGUUGCACAAAAGCCAAUGGUAUCCGAUGUGUGGUUACGCAAGCCGAUGCGCCCGUCGUGUUUGGUUGUUCCGAUUACGUAUUACAAUAACAAUAACAAUAAUAUCGCGUGUGCGUCCGCCCGCGACCUUGGACACCGCGACAAUGGGAAAAAUCUCUCCGCGGCCCGCAUCACCGCGUAAGGCGUACGGACGUGACCGCGGCGAUCGUCGGCGCGUUUUUGUCCAAUACGAAAUAUAUAUAAGACGUGAAAUAAUAAUAAAAAAAAAAAAGAAAAAGAAAAAGUCAAAGUAAUUUGGACGGUCGAAAAAGAAUUCCUGUUUUGUACCGCGAGACGUGAAUAUUAUACCGUGAAGACGCGCGGAUGGGGUUUUUUUUAUUCAGUUUGCGCAGCACCGCUUUUUAAUAUUACACACUGUUUCGGUUACCCGCUUCUAUACCGAUGGCGCAAGUAGUGGGAGGGGAAAAAAAACCCAAAAUAAAAUAUAAUAAACGCAACGUGCGCAGGUAUACAAUACCUGUAAUAAUAUUAUUUACGACGAAUCGCGCCGGAAUUCGAUUAAAAUCACCGCCGUCGUUUUAUUCACAGAUCCGACGUAAGAACAACGACGGCAGAAAGAAAAAAAAAAAAUUAACAGUACCUACGUACCGGAAAGACGUGUAAAUGACGAAAAAAAAAAAAAUAAUAAAACGUUACGCGAACAGUAUCUCCGAAGAGGGCGCGCGAGAUAUUCGGAUAAAUAUCUAUAACUGCGCAAUGUUUCGUUUCCGUACGAAUGCGGUUUUUUUUUUUUCCUCCUCGAAAAUUCGAAUCAAUUACCGACCGAAACCGCCGGCCGCCACCGCAGUUAAUCGGAUCCAACACGAAUAUCGAGCGCGCGACCGUCCGCGUUAUUACGAUACCACGGGUGCGCACAUUAGACGAGCACAUUUUCCGUAUUAUCCGUCGCGGUGUUAAAAAUAUUACAAAUAAUAUCCGAGUCGCGCAAUAACCAUCGUAAUAAUAAUACGGCCAUAGGUCGGUUAUAUGUGCCUAUAAUAAUAAUAAUAAUAAUAAUAUUACGAUAGUUCUCGACGAGUCAUGAUAAUAACAAUAAUAAUAAUAAUACGAGCAACGAGAUAAAAUAAUAUGAUAACGAUAAUGCGCACUCGUUUAACCCUGAUUACGUCACUGCGGCUGCCCAAUGAAACGCGAAAAAACGCUUUUAAACGGUUUUCGGCGUGCGUUUCGACGCCGCCGCGGUCGUAGGUCGACCGGCACGGUCGUGAUGCACGUCGGUAUUGCGAGUGAGCGUCGGGAAUCCGGCCGGGUCGGUCCCGACGCAAGGACGCCGUGUACGGUGGUGGGCGCUCUAGGGCUGCAGCCCUCCCCCUCCCCCCGUGAGCUCGAUAAGACCGAACUCAGCCCUCCCGUAUAUUAUAAACGAAAAAAAAUUAAAAAAAUAAACAUUUAUCGUGUACAUCCUCGAAUUACUAUAAUUCUAUUUAUAACAAAUAUUAUUCGAGAAAGAUAAAGACGGUUUUAUUUUUGAUACUGAUAGCGAUGCAGAUUUCGGUAAUCGCAACCGGGUUCUCGGUUAAUUGGAGUCUGGUGUCUGGAAUUUUUUAAUUUUCGUCUUGUGACUUGUCAUGACGCCAUAAUACUAUCAAAAUGUUCCAAUAUACAAAUCAACAAAUAACUAUAUUUUAGUAAUAUCGUUUAAUGAACAAUCUAAAGAAAAUAAUAACAGGAAAUAUAUGGUGAGAUUUGAGUAAAACUGUACAUGUGUUUAUAUAAUAGUGAGCUCCCCACGGCAUUUUUAAAACCGGGUGCCUCUGCCCGGCGUCGCUUAUGAAAUCGAUUUUUAUUUUACGAUCCGCGGACCCGUUUUCGUCCUGUUCGUCCAACUGCGUUGCGGGACGGUUAGGUUUGGUUAGGCUAAGCCCGGCGAGUCGAUUGUUAGUGUAGGUAGGUAACUGUAGAGUAUAAUAUAACGGAUUGCAGGUUAUAUAGUUAAAUUGAUAAAUAAACCGGACAAAGCCCGGCAUACUUCUCGGGUCACAGUUGUUAAUAGAUAGAGUUGUAAAGGUGCGUAGGAUAUUUACUGCGGGAUAAUUUAGUUUAUAUACCGUAUACAACGAUAUAUUAUAUUAUUGUAAACGAGUAGUGUUGCAGGUCGUAUUUGUCUCUCGUUGCCGAGAUAAUCUCAAAACCAAUAAAAAAUUUUAAAAAAAAAACGGAUCUAGAGGGUGAACCUUUUGAAAAUACCGAUAAAUAUUUCCAGUAAAGACAGACGUUUCGCGUCUUUUGAGGAACCUCGUGGAAAAAAAACUGCUACCCAUUAUUGAUUUUCGCAAAUGGAAUGAAUAUUAGUUUAAAUACAUUUCGGGUAUUCAUAAAUCAUUUUUUUGAAAAAAUAAGUAUUCCGUGAACAAUUUGACUGUUACAUGAAAUUCGGAUUACCAAAUUUAGACAACGUUUUAUUUAUUAUUUAUUGUUGUUUUCAGGAUGGGCGCGGCAGAGAUACCGGAAAUCCGUCCGUCCGCCGUCGGUACUUUGCAGGGAACCCUCGACCCGGGAAGAGACUUUGCCGUGGGUGCCGAAGUGGACCAUGAUGACGACAUCAAAACCAUCGAAGAGGCCCGGAUGAUGAUCAAACAGCUCAGGGACCGAUGUCGAUUUCAGACACACCAGACACUGUUAUGGCGGAAAAAAGCCAAAAUACAGGUAUACUGAUCUACGGUAUACAGGACCCGUCUGAAUAAAAUAUAUGUAAAAUACAAAUAGGUAUUGGUGUUACUUACAGUAUAGUUAGUGAUGCGCAGAUCCGAAUACAUAGUUACUAUCGAACUAUUUCGAUAGGUUGAAAACUAUUCGGUUAUGGAAAACUAUUCGUAUAGUUAUUCGAAAUAUUCGAUAGUUCGUCUAAACUGUCAAAAACUAUCGAUAGUACCUAUAAACUCUCGUGUCUAUACUAUUAUAAGUAUCCAAUAUAAUGCUGACUAUACAGUUCGCAGAUGUUCCGCAAACCCAGUGUGCGCUAUGGCGUGUCCUGUCUUCCGCCCGUAAAGUUUUGCGGUAAAUCAAUCGAAAACAAUAUAUAAAAGUUGUUCAGUAAUAACGUUAAACGCACGCCGGAACCUAAUUACGGACAAAAUUCGAAAACAGUGGUCGAUAUAUUAUAAUGUUACCCGGAAGCCGUAUCUCGUCUGCGGUCGCGUCUUCUCACAGUUGCGCAAUCUGCCGGAUGAUACACUUCCGGCGGAGUUGCGGUCGUAUAUAAUGUUACCCUGAAAAACGGUAUACACCUAUCAAAAAUGCGGUUACGAGCGACGUUUUGCAAUGCUUUCUGUCGUGAACAGCUGACAUUUGUACGGUAUUUAUUAUUCGAGUAAUGCAAAACACAAAGCGAAUUUAUUGAUGUCAUACAUACACAAAACACCCGUGAGCAGUAUAGCUCCGUUACUAUAUUAUAGUCAACUUCCCCACCCCUAGUUUCUAUUAUGGAGAUAUUUUUUUUUUAAAACAAAACUUUGUAUUAUUAUACUACAACUACACUAUACUUUCAAACAAAUUGCGAAAUUUUAGUACACAAAUGGUAGUGGAAUAGACGGGGAUUGAAAGUUUAAACACCUGCAAGGCAUAUCCUUGACAGUAACGCCAUGCAAAAUUUCAGCCCUUGGCUUCAUUUGAGAGGAUCUGUAUGAGUGUUCAAACCUAAAAACAUCUCACUCCCGUAACAAUAUGAUGAAAUUUCAUAUUGAAAUUCAUUAAAACUUUUAUCAUUUUAAACAUCUUGUAAAACAACUCCGAACCUCGAGUUUGUGUCCAUUUGGUUCAGGGGGAGCCACUUUAAGUAUUCAAAAGUGGCGGAGAAAAGACGAAUAUUUUUAUAUUAAAUAAAUGACAGUGCAAUAGUAUCUAUUUUUGGGGAAAAUUCGGACAAAAUAAUCAUAAAUAUUUAAUUUAUUUUUUAAAACAUAAUUUUUUUUCAUCGUACAAAUAAAUAAUAAUGGCUUCUGCAUAAUGUAUACGAAAUGUCAUCCUUUUCGUUUUCGUUAACCUUUGCGUCUAUACAUUAUUUUGUGUUAUUGUUAUAAUAAGGGGGUAGGUUUUUAUUAAAAAGCCGCAAUAAACUUUUCCAGUAAAUUUCUCCAACUAAUUCUGCGAAUUGAGUUUUUUUUCAGUAGCCUGAAAACUAACAAAUAGGUUCCUGAUCAUCGUAUGGGAUAACAAUAAAAUCAAAAAUGAAUAAUUUAUACGAGAAAAUUGAACGAAUAAUAACGUAACGCGUAGAACAAUUUCGAAACAAUUUUUUUAAAAAAAAACCACUAAGACAUGUCGACACAAUAACAACAUGUUCACAUAAGGUGUUCCAGCCAACCUCCUCGCGGCGUCUCCUCGAAACGUAAUUGGAUUGAUUCUUAUUUGGGACUCGAAUAUUUACCGCAUUUAACUCUGUAGACCCGAGUCGGUGUACCGCUUUUGGUCAUUUUUUAAUUGGGAAUGGGAUUACCUAAAACUGUUGAAACAAGCCUCGGAUUACCUUAAACUCUUAAAGAUUCUGUAAGUAGCUACGCAGAACGUUUAUGCGAUUCGCUCAAAUGCGGGCAAUAGUAAAUUAAAACGAUGGCGUGAAAAAAAAAAAUAAGUAAUAAAUUCGAAUUUGCCGGUCGUCGAGCGGAUAAAAAAGCGCUCGUCGCCGUCGGGAAUUUGACCUCAACCGCGACAAGUUCAAGGCAAACGUCGUCGCAGUAUUGCCGACGGCUUCGGACUUCGGUUUACAUAAUAAUUAUUAUGACGUUCGCCCGUCUACUUUAAAUGACUUUACCCGACGCCGAGGACGCGAAAAAACCGUGGGCGACGAUUUUUAUAAUAAGUUUGCGCGUUAUAAGGUCGGUCGGUAAUAUAAUCUGCUUAAGUACCGCGGCUAUGUUAUGGUUUCUGUAUAGUCACACCCCCGCUUGGAUGCAGCCAUAAGCUAUACAGGUAUAAACAGCACAUGCGCACGGUCGAUGUAAUAACGUUCGAAAUCCAUUAAUAUAAGGUACUUCUUUACUGUAUAAUUAUGUUCAGUCUUUGUUAGUCCAAAGUUGAUGGGCAUGUUAAUAGAUUUGUCCGACACUAGUUUAAGCCGAGUAAUACUAAAAUAUUAAAAAACAAUACAACAAUGGCUAUUUAUACAUGCGUGUUAAAAUUACUUUUAAAACAACGAAUUUCGUAUAAGUCGAUAGUUCUUAACUUUUGACAAACUUACGAUUUACUUUUUUUAUUUUUAAAUCACUCUUAUCAAUAUACGCAUCGUAAACGUAUUGUGUACUCUUGACUCUUAAUUAUUCUUUUGCGAGUGGUUAUUUUACAUGUUAUUACUUUUAAUUAAUAUUCCCCAAAAAUACGUAAUUACGGCGAAAUAUAAAUGCGAACAUAGUUGGUAUGAAUUUGUUUACCAAAAAAAAAAUGUAUAAAUAACUUAUUUACAAUAUAACUUAAUAAAAAUAAAAUUGUACAUAAGGAGAUUUAAAACAGAACGGAAAUUUUGUUAUCUUACUUUGCCUGGUACACGAAUCUGUUGUCCGUCAGUCCGAUCGAUGUACUGAAGCGAUAAAAAUUCAGAAAACCGAUCCGAAGAGAAUAUAUUCAAAAGAUAAAACAUCACGGUACAGCUAUUGAGUUAUAGGUAUAUUAGUUGUUUAUUGUUGUUUUUUUUUUUUUUUGGUAACCAAAAUUUAAUACAAUUUCUUUACAAAAAGAGCUACGUACAGCCCAUGAAAUAUUUCCCCCUUUAAAUUUUGUUAUUUGUGUUUAAACCAAAACGCUACAAAUGUUUAUGAUUUGAGUAGCGUUAUUUUAAUAUGCUGUCUGUCAGACUGAAAAACAACAGAUGUAGCGUCCGCUAAUCGCGUGCAAUAUACCGGACAAUUUGAAAAAUCCACAUGCGGCACACAAAACUGUGCCAAAUAUAAUAUUAUAAUGUGCAAUUAUUUUACAAUACGGAAUGCCUUGAUUAUUGACGGGUCCGGUUCAGUUUUUUUUUUUUUUUUUUUCUUGGAAACUAAUACGUAAGUACAAACUUAAUAAUAUUAUUCGCAUUCGUAUAGAGUGUGUAGUACGCGGACCGAAACGGCCGCCGACGACGGCCACGACGGUACCGUUAAGACUUCGCACAGACCUACUAAAGAAACGCGUGGAAAUAACGAAAAAAAAAAAAAACUGUUCGAAACGUAAUGCAAUAAUAAUAAUUCGUUACCGUGCACUUUUCCGAAUCGAUGGAAAAAAAAACAACAACAAAUAACCGCGGAAAUCGGUUCGCUGCCAAUCCUAACGGGAAAUCUCCCGAUAAUCGUAUCGCGGAUUCGCGAUUGCUCCGGUCCGGGAUCUUGGUUUUUAUUAAAACGUACAAAACCAACGACGUCGCGUCGUCGAAUUGUUCAUUUUCGUCUAACACGCACGACCAGCCGAACGGGGAAAAAAAAAAAAACAUCGCGCAAAACCCUACAAAACAUCAGGGCGAUUCGUUUGUCACGCGGCGGCACGAAAUCCAUCGCGAAUACUUUGCAUUUCACCGUGUUUUACGUGAGAGAUUUCGGUUUUUUGUUUUUUUUUUUUUUUUGUAGUUUUUAAUAUCCCUACAAAUGGAUAGGGGGGGAUGGACAUUUAACAAAUGUGCUUAAACCCAGAGGCGAGUUUGUUCAACUCAUGAAACGGACAAUUAUUGUUCGCCCAUUGUCAAAACGAAUUGUUAUACAUUUGUUAUUGUUAUUAUUAAUUAUUCGUAUAUUUCUAAAAUUAAUUACGAAAAAAUAAACAAAUUUGAUAAUUAUAACGUUAUAUUUCGAAAAAAAUAUCAGCCGCAGUAAAUAAUAUAAUAUUAAAAAUACAUUAAUCGACAAGAAAAUCAUUAAUCAAAUAUGUCCAUUGUUAUUAUGCGUACAUAUUUUUUACACACAUUCUGCGUUCACAAUAAUAAUCGCCAAUUUCAUGAAUCGGACGAAUACACCCGUGGUCUUGUGACAUACGCGUGGUGCUAUACUGUCAAAGACGUGCUUUCUGAGGGUUUUAACUUCUGUCGCUCGCCCCUAAUGUCCUUACGUUCAAAGUUUUCAUUUUUUUUUUUCUGUCUUUUUGGAAGUAGUAUUGUCGUCGCAGUACAUUAUCGUAUUGUUAUGGGCUGCGCGGCGUUCGGUUAUUGAGUAUUGUACGAGGAUCAUUAACAUUUUUAUAAUACAUAAUAGAUUGGGGGAAAAAAUUCUGCUCUAGUGACGGGGUUUACUGGCGUCGUGUUCAAUCAUUACACAGAAUCGUUUAUUCAAAUAUCGUAUGAUCAUAAUGUAUUCAUGUCCGUAAAAAGUUUAAAAUAUUGUACUCUUAUCGCGUGCCGGCCGCGUCUUGCAUAUUCGACAUAGAGCAGUGCCCUUCAGCCCGUCGUCCAACGGCCGGAGUUGCACGCCUAUUUCUCAUGUCUCGUUAAUUGAAAAACACAUUUUAUUUUUUUUUUUUCCAUUUCAUCCGAACGCCGUAUUUGCAGGUCGUUUAUCCGAUCCCGUUUAUUACGCGCAUUACCUAACACGGACGGAUCAACUCGAUUUACUUUUCAAAUGCGUCCGAUUUCCUGUUUUCUAACAUGUUUUUAACUGCGUCAAAGGUAUUUGUUUGAUUUUUUUUUUUUUUUGCGCAAAAUAAUACCGACUAAUGUCGUUGUAUUAUAUAACUACUACUACGACUGUAUAGGCAUAAUAGAGCGUAAAACCUUAAUUUUAGACGCGUCGAAAUAGUGUGCCCUCGCCGACUGUGAUAGGAUACAAUUAUCUGAAACACAAUCACCAUAUACCUACCUACUUUAUUUAAUCUAGAUAAACCCAAACCAUCUAAUCUUUAUCUUCCUACUUAUUUUUAGUAAACACGUAGACAAUAGGUUCUAUAUUAUAAAGAGAAAAUAUGUACCUUUAUCAGAGUAUUUUUUACAGGUAUUUUAUUAAGAAUGUUUUGAAUCUGAAUUACACAUAUACCUUCUCAAAUUAAUAUUUGUUUGAAUUAUCUUAGUUUUUUCAAAUAUUAUUUAGAUAACAGAAAAUUACGCUGUAAUCUUCAAACGCACACACACACACACACACACACACAUAUAUACAUAAGACACAUUUUUAACCAUUAUCUUUUAUCAGGAUAAAAAUAUCGAUUAUAUUUUCCGAUACUGCUCACCGGAAAAAAUAUUCGUGUUAAAUAGCGUCAACAUUCGUUGUUUUCGUAAAGGAUUACAAUAGUAUGCGAUUGUUACUUAACGGAACGUCGAUUCGACCUGGUCGCGAAACGAACACGCGUCCGGAAAUUCUACCCGGCGCGUAACGUACGCGUGUAAUAUCGUUUUAAAAUGUGUGCAAACACUGUUUAUCAUUAUUUACAUUCAGUCCGAUUUUGUUUAACGGCGUCUGAACCGUAUGCUAACACAACCUUGUUCCUGGGAAUCGGUUUAGGAGUUUGUACGGUACGACGACGACGCGGUAUAUGAGAUAUCCGGUAUAAUGGUGGAGUAGAUAAGACUGUGUUUGGUCGGGGAUAUAAACACGGGCCGGUAUUGAAAUCUUCCCCGUUUCCAGAUCUCAAACGCCUAUUGACUCGUGACAAAAAAACUCUCGGAUUCGUCCAAACAGGAUUAUACGCUUUAUUCUCGACGAAUGUAUACGUAAACAGGAUUUUCGUCGCCGGAAAUUUACGUUAUCUUCUUUGGACCUUUACGGUUCUUUGUGCGCGACUCCGAAAAUGUAUAACAACAUUAAUACGUAGAAAUAAAGUUAAACCGUGAAAACACAUAUAGUAUUAAAUAAUUAUAAAGGACACGUACUCUGUGUAAUUAGAUACUUUAAAUACAAAUAAAGUUUAUUAAAGUAAAAAAAAGACGGACAUGUUCUGCAAGAUGGGUGAGCCACUGCUACAGGUGAGAAAACGGGAGAACUAUUUUUAAUUGAAUUACAAUAAAAAAACAAAAUUGAAUAUAAUACAUUUCAUAAAUUUUGCUAUGUUUUUCACAAGUUUUUCCAGGAUUUUCUCAAUAAUUAUGAAAACUCCUAGGAAAAUCAAAAAAUGCCUUUUCUAAGUACCACCCAUAUCAAAUUUUCUUUUAGAUUUCAUACUACACUUGGAAACCGGAGGAAGUCUUCUGGUAGAAAAGUUGUUCACAAAAAAAAAAAAUAAACAUCAUUGUAAAACCAAAACGAUGAUUUAUAUUUAAAUUGUUUGUGGUAACUACCUAAGCUAAAUGAAACGCUUUUCUAGUUCCCUUAUCUUCACUCUGAAUACUCCCGGGACUGAUUUCCGGAGACUUUUCGCAAAGGUCCACAAAGUUUAAAUAAGAGAAUUUAGUGUUCAUAAACAAAUUUUUUUUCCAACACUAAUUUGUGUUCUUUUAUAGGAAGAACGGCUGAUGAAAAUGAGUGCGGAAUACGGGAGCCGAUUGGAAUCGUUGACUUCGGACUUGUUGCUGUUUGAGGCGCGGCUAAGCCGUAAGCAGAGGGCCAUCAGUGAGCUGUUGGACCAGCGGGAGUGCGUCAUUGACCGACAGCAGCACGUCAUCCGCUGUCUUCACUCGAGGCUCGCCGACUUCGGGGUGACCGUGACCGCCAGGGACUCGUCAUUGGUUGGCGGCGGCUGUGGCGGAGGUCCGAAUUCGGACGAAGGCAACGUGGACGACAGCGACAGCGCGGUGAUCAUGGAGGAGGACGAGUCGGGCAACAGCCAGGAAGACGCGACCGAGAGGGCUCCGAAAGGGGCGACGGGUAAUACGAUAGAGGGCGGCGGGGGAGGCGCGAACGGCCAACGAGCCCAUCAGCCCGUGGGUGCUGUGGACGACGGCCGGGGAGGAGAGAACGUUACCGCGACCACUUAUAACCGGGUGAUGAGCAACCACCGCUCGGUGACCAAGCCCAAGGACGUCAAGUACAAGCGCAUCAACAAGGCCAAGUCCAAGUCGCUGGAGGAGCUCCGGGGACGGCUGAAAAACUGGGUGGACCGCGGACAGCGCAUGUCACUCACCGUCGAUCCCACGUACGGAUGA
Messenger RNA from Cinara cedri, 46678 nucleotides. Lineage: Eukaryota; Metazoa; Arthropoda; Insecta; Hemiptera; Aphididae. The record is from the annotation of a GenBank genome assembly.